AUGCCCCCAAGGAGACCCCUAUGCUGCCGCCGAAUACGCGACUUGAGGAAGUGUGUAUUUGGAAGGCUUCAGGUAAGGUCAACACAAAUUCACUAAAUUCUUUGUAAAAUGUGCGGCUACCACUAAAUAGUGCACGCAUUUUGAAAAUGUGAGCUGUCUAAUACAACCAUCGGAAGGAUCUUUGUCAUAACAGUGUGUGGAGACGAAGAUUCUGGACAGCCGAGAAACGGAUGUCGAGGGAUGGAACUCGUCGUAAAAGUAAUCGUUUUAAUUCACUUAAAAUAUAAGACAACCUGGAAAGCAGGCUUUCCUAUGGGAAACGCAAACGCGCAGAAUAUUCGUUAGGGAUUGUGCCGGGGAAAGGGGUGGGUGAUUAUCGCAUAUGGCUGUCCAUAUCAUUCAGUCGGGUCACUAGUUAAACUUCGCAGCCAAAAGGAUAGUUACUCAUGACGGAAGUAGGACGGACAGAAAGUCGAUUUGAGCCUAAAUUUCUAAGGAGAAGCCAGUCAAUCGAUGUAUUGAUCUGACGCGAGAAUGCGGAAUCCUGAGCGGUCCUCUCCAAAGCAGUGGAACUGGUCGCUGAUUGGCUAAUAUGACUGCCCAUAUCAGUCAGACGGGCCACAAGUUCAACGUCGUAUCCACCAAGAUAGUUGCUUAUUCAGUAAGUAAAGUUUAUCUGAGCCUGAGUUCCUGAUGAGAACGCAGGCAAUUGAUGUAUUCGUCUGAUGCUCGCAUACGGAAUCCCGCGAGGUCACCUCCAGAGCUAUGGCAUUGACCGCUGAUUGGCUAAUGCUCUGUAUAAAUUCUAAUUAUUUAGUUGCCGUUAUUUCUGACACUGGACUUGUGUACGAUUUCAAAGGGUUAGAAAAAACAAAAAAAACGGUUCCGGCGCCCAAGUGAUAUCCUUCAUCCUUGCCCAUGCAUACACCUGAAACAUGAACAUUCUUGAUUAGCGGACUAACGGGGGAUUUUGUUUUCCUGUUUAAAAAAGCCAAUUAGGCAAAUUCUCAGCGGCCCUGGUUGCCAAUUGCCCUUGCGCUUGUCCAAUGUACUUGCAUCCGCAAUUGCAUGUGAAUUCAUGCACGCAAUUUCGGGUAGCGUGCAUCUGCAAGGCAUCAACGAGUUCUACUGCGUUGUACGUUCUUUCCAUGGUGCAACAUAAGCGUCGCUUGAUUGGUUUUGAGACGUUGUCACCCCUAAAAGGUAAGCAUAUUACAACGGGAUUCUUCGGAGUAGAUUGUUUCGUCAACUCUGGCCGUUAAUGGUUGCUGUACUACUGAAUGAGGCGGGCAGGAUAACCAUGGAUAAUUAAGGCUUCUUUGAUGCGGCAGUUUCUGUAUCCAUGGUCUCCCUGGUGCAAAUAUUCCUUGUUCUUUAAAAAAGCGUAUGUACUAGAUUUAUUUCCCAUUACAUUGGCGCAAAGCUUUUAAAAUGUGAGCAUUGCCCUUCCCACGUAAUCGUGUGAAAGACGGAGCGUCUUAAUGAACCAAUGUCCACUCUAAAGAUGAGGACGCCAAGGAAGGGUAACUUGUUACACUGCUCCAUUUCCAUCGCAAGUCCGGUUUUCCGAUGCAAAUUAUUCAUCACACAAAGUAGGUCGGCGGCGUCUUCCUUGUCAAAAAUCGUGAUUAUAUCAUCCAAGUAUCUCCUGUAUAACGCUGUCCUGUUUAAGUUUGAUGGCAUCCUUUCUUCUAGGUAACCCAUAAAAACGUCGUCAAAGGCUGACUUGGGUGGACUACCCAUUGCGACUCCGCCAGUUUGUCUGUAGAGAUCCCCAUUAAACAGAAAAUGGACAUCUUUGAUGUAAAGUAAUAGCAGAUCGUGUAGCAUUUCGGGGGACAGGCGCGUUCCGGAUAUCUAUGGUUUCAUCCAAUGGUACAUUGGUUAAUAAGGAUUCGACGUCUUAGGAAAUCAUACAUUUGUCAGCAAUGUUCUGGUGCUUAAUUUCUUCAAUGAAAUGUAGACUGUCUUUUAUCAUGUACGUGAAAAACAACUGUUGAAUUGGUUCUAGCUCCUUGACAAGCCAUUUUGCUAGUCUGUGAGUAGUGAAUUAGACAUAGAAAGAAUUGGUCGUAAAGGUGUGUCCUUUUUAUGCUCUUUUGAUAGACGAUAUUGUCUGAGGAUAUGGGUGUCUCUCGGUUUCAGGGAUAGGGCUGUUUUAGUAUCAAUCGAGUUUUUUUCAGCAACAGUUGAACCUUUUUCCAGACGGAGUAUUUCAUUGUCUUAGUUUUAUCUUUCCCAGACGCCUCUAGACAAAAUGUGCUCUGAUUAUUUAGAAUGCACAGCAUUUUCCUCGCAUAGUUCUUCCGGUUAAGAACAACAACUACACGGUGUUUUUCACGCCUUGAAACUAGUAUAUAGUCACGAAGUUUAAAUGAGGAUAGGGUAGCUAUGUCUUCUUUGGUUAAUGGAGUCUGUUGUAUUACAGGAGCUUUGCAGGAGCUUUGUGGACGAGCAAUGUCCACAAAUUUUGCUUUCAACCAGCCGACAUCGUCAGUGGAUCUGUGUACUAAGUCAAAAAAUAGGAAUUCAAGUCUUCAAAAUGAGCCUCAGUUUCAAAUGGGGUUUAUCUCCUGUUCAGAACGCAAAAGCCAAGUCCUAAUGAUAAGGGCUGUGAUUAUAACUCAUUAAUUUUGAUGUCAGACAGAGUAGGGAUAGUUCCAUCUGUAUUCAGAGGGAAAUAAUCGCAUGUUUCAUGAACAUUAACCAACAGAAAAAACUUAUCCUGCCAAGAAUAUGUUUUGUCUCAUCCAAACGAGAUUUGUUAAUGUCGACAGCUUUAACUGAGUCCUCAAUUUUCGAUUGUGCAAGACUGUCCAGAUCUUUCAUGGUAGGAUACACUUUACUCCGACGAAGGAUCUUGUUGAAUUCCACUGGUUACUCCUUGCUGCUUAUGCAAUUCUGAAGAAAUUCAAUCCGUGUGUACUCUUUCGUUAUUUUGCAUCGCAAUUGUAGAAGUCUGUCCGGAAACUUAAUUAUAACCGAGGGGAGGUGAUAUUUGAGAAAUCUGAGGAAUUCUUCCCCGGUAUGAAAUGAUAAAUUCUCAUCAGGCCUAAGCAUUUGUAUGGCCGUACGAUUGUCUAGAAAUUGGUAAUAGUUUGAGAACACAAAUCACAGCUAUUGAUUUACAAAGGCGGGAGGAGAGAUUAUUGAUCCUUCACACGGGCAAAAUGCACAGCUCCGUAGAGCAGAAAGUAGAAAUGGAAAUAUGGAUUCGACCCAUAGGAAGUUUGUUUUCGUUCCGGAGUAGCUAUUUUCGGACCAGGUGGGUUUCAAAUGUGUGUCCUUUGUUUUAAUAAGAGUAAUCUCCUGUCACUGAACAAUUCAGACUAUUGGCCGCUGCAGCGAUACCGUGAAAUCCCAUAUAAUUUAAUAUCCCUGGUCUCAGCCAGCACGACAGUGACCCGUUGUACGGGUUGAGAGCGUUACUCAACGAUCGCCUGCUCCGAAUUCAAACAGUGAGUAACCCGCAACCUGGGCUGGAGUAUCAUUGAUUCCUAACGACUAAUAAGCCAGAAAUUACCAUUUCAGCGUCCAUAAACUUUUCUGGCAACGCUUAUAAUUAAGACUGUUUUAUGUAAAUAAUAGAUGAUUAAGUGUUGGCGUACGGCGUUAAAGGGUUUUAAAAUUUAUUCCAGCGAUUAAGGACGGACAUAGGAAUGUUCCUCGAAUUUAGACUCAUUAAAAAUCGCACAUUGGUGGAAUUGUGCAAGAUAAUAUAUGUUCGACAACUUUAUGUGUUUUAAAUAAUUAACAGGUGAUACUUGCGUAAUACCAAUUCAUAUGUAGCCUAUUGGAUAUGAUUUCACACAAGCUUCCUACACACAUUUUCGUUAGGAAUGCGGCCAAGUUCGUAGGUACUGGGUUCGUAUUUGACAAUUAAUACACGAACAAUUAUAGUUCUACUAACAGUAUUUGAGUAGCACGUAUAUUAAUGAGUUCACCUAAUCGCUCCGUAACGGAUAGACAGACUUAGGCAUACAUUUCAGUUGUCUUCCGGCGAUACCAAGCAAGCCGUUUGCAAUCCUCAAAUCAAGAACAUGCUGAGGUAGACUAUUCAGACCAGAAACUGUGCGUGAAUUGUAUUGCUCAGUCUGUGUAACGAGGGAACAGGGCAACGAUCUUAUCCUUUUGUGAAUACUGGGAAGCCAGUUCAGCCGAUAAAUGCGAGCCGAGUCAAGAAGGCACAUUCUGCGCUGAAACAUCAACGUAUGAGGAGAACAUGACCUUUUGCAAGUUGACAUAUGAGAUAGCAAUCGGAAAAUCAGUCAAGCCUUAGGGAAUUUAUCAAGUGGGUUUUUACCUAGAGGCAAAGGGCAACUUGGAGACUCUGGGGACUAAGAGAUUGAGCAUGGUUCAGUUGGCGCAGCAAGACCCUCGACACACUCAAAGCUGACAAAGGACCUAAAAUGCCGGUUCUCUGGAUAUUCACAGGUUUAUACUGGAAAGCAAAGUACACGUUUCUGCUUUUAUAUAAAACACCCAGUGCAAUGUACAUUAGCUGAAAAACUCAUUUAUUCCCCUGAUAUACAUAAGUUACUGAGGUGCAUUGUUUGAAAAAUAUCUUCCCAUUACAUCUGUAAAUGGAAGGCCUUUUGAGUAGGAACUUUCGAAACCUGCUUCUGGAACUCGUGCGGUAGGGGUCGGUUAUGCUGUCCUGGUUCCAAGCGUAAGCGCAAUGUGGGCACUGCAAGUGAAGUAAGUCGAAGGAGAAUGCCGAAAUCGUUAGUGGGGAAAGUAGUCAAAGCUAAGACGGGAAGGGCAACCUAACGUUUCGGUUUAGAGGUAGGGUGAGUUUUGGACUUUGGAUUGGUGUCAGGCUGAGAAUUAAGUUUAGGGCUAGGGUUUGUUUUAAUUUUAAGGGUUUAGGUUAGAGUGAGGGUUCGGAUUGCGGUUAAAGUUUACGUUUAGUGUUAAGGUUGGGGUUAGGGUAGGGCAACAGUUAAGGUAAGGGUUACGAUUUCAGUUAGGGUUAAGGUUAGACUUGGCGUUAGAGCUAGGGUUUGUGGUAAGUUUCGAUUUAUAUUUAGUGUCAAGUUCAAGAUUAGUAUUACGUUUAUAAUUAUGUUACCAACUUGGUUUAGCUUUGAGGUCACGUUAAGUUUCGCCAUAAGGUUUGGGAUAUUACUGUACCGCCUGUCUAUUGCGGUGAUUCUAGGUUUCCUUCAAUCUGGCGGAGGAUAUGUAAUACAUGAGAUGUCCUUGUCCGUUUCAAACUCGGCUACUGUCUUUCACUAACGAUUUCAGCACCCCCACAUUACACCAGGACAGCGUAACCGACCCUUGCCACACGACUUAUACACAGACCCUAAUCGCAAAAGUAUUUGCCCGGUAUUCGUCGAUUGGUAGUCAAGUUUCCAGAAGGAAAUUCGUAAUUUGAAAACUUUCGCCUUGAUUAGAACUAAAAUAAUCCCAACCGGGCUUGGAAAUUCCGAUGGCAACCGGUAAAGAAUCGGCAGAAAACCUAAAGGAUGAUCGUCAGACAACGAUUCGCCUUGAAGCUUGAGAGAAACCUCAAAAUAAGGUUGUUUUAACCGAUUAAACUAUAAAUCUGGUAGGCUAAGUCAAGCGACUGGGAAAUAGUUAACUACUGGAAUAUUUGGCGGGUGGCUGGGAGACAUAGAGUUGAGUGCCAGAACACGGACAUUCGUUAAAGUGCCCCACUUCGAAACAAGCAAAAGUCAUCCGGGAAACUGAAGCCGCCGACAGUUAGUUAGUUUGCGGUGCGACCGUACUUUUAUAAAGUUAACGAAUGCAGGACUUUCUGUUUACAGAAGCGAUCUAUUUAUCCACUUACUUUCUGCAGGAAUUAAAAGCCUCCCUUCUAAUUCCGUCAGUCUUAUAGUUUGUUCGAAAUCAUUUGAUGUGUCAUCAAAUCGCUUGUGCAAAAUUUAAAAAAAAGAAGUUGGAGUCAGAGACGUUGUCAUUGACCUCAACACUGCUUAGACUCCUGGUGGGCGGGUUUGUGACCUCGCGGUCGCCCCUCAUCACCGAUUUACUGGACAGCCCACGGAGAGUAUGAGUCAGGGUGUGGCUCGGAGAUGAACUGAAAUGUUCCAGUCCUCGGCUGUAGGCAGCCACUAGGCGCAGACUACCGUAAUUGUUAACCAGGUGGCGAGUUCUGCACAUCUUUGGGUCAAAUUAGGAGUGCUGGCGUGUAACGACUCGGGGGAGAUGACGAAAAGCAAAUGGCUAAAUGGGAGAGACGGAAUGAGAGAUUCUGAUCGCGUGACGGCAAUGGACAUUUCGGCUUUUCCCUGCAGCUGCAUGGGAAAUCGUGCAGAGAUUAGUGAUCCAUAAUCAAAAAAGCGCUUUCGACGAGCAUUACGGAUGCUGCAAUAACCAUUUGUGACAUAUCGGCGUCAGCAGAUUAACGCGUCGACUCAGCACUUGAUCUAGGAUCGAAAGGGUCAGUGAACCCGUUGAGUCAAAGCCUUUAACUGCCUUAAGCACUUUGUCAAAAACCUGUUAGCCAAGACCCUGCAAUAGGCGGACAUAAUGCGUGAGCCCUGUAGCUUAAGUAACCAGGUAAUUUUUCCCUAGAUGUCCGACGAUUCACAAGGCCAACUUCAAACCCCAUAUGCAUUAGCAUCUGGCGGUCGGUAAGCCAGAAAAGGCUGCGCCCGAGUCCAUAGUCCCUGCCGGUAACAUGCAACAGUGAAUAUUUUUAGACAAAAACACGUUUAAUAUUUCUCUGCAGAGUUUCGACUGCCCUCCGGGAGGCAUUAGACUGACUUACAGACCUGACCGCACUCAGCUAGGUGAACACACAAAGCACAUUUUAUUAUUCCGUCUUCCAGGAAUUAUAGGACUGCUUUACCGAAUGAGACAUAAGGUGGAUAAGACAGUGGAGGGUUUUGCCAAAAAAACCCGAUGUACGCUCAUGCUUAGCAUGCGAUUCGAUGGGAUUUGUCAUUGAGUCUUAUGCAGUCCACUGCUCUACCAUUGAGUUACGGGCCUGUUGUUCUGUGGUUUGCGAUCAAGAAUGCAAAUUACAUAAAACAAAUAAAUAAAAUCGCUUUAUUAAUAUGUAAUAAUAUGUAAAAUUGAAUUUUCAGAUUAAUUAAAGAACGAGUAGCUAAGCAUCACACAGUUUUCAUUCUGUGUUUUUAAAACAGGCAGUCUGGUAUGAAAGACAACCAGCGAACAGUGAAAAAAUGACAGAAAGCGGAAAAACUGUCGCUGUUAGAAGAUAGCUAGUCAAGGAGGUCCUGUGAUGUGCUAGACUCAUGUCCUGGGCCACAAUCGAGAAGCGCAUAGCGACCAGAAAUAUGUAUACAUAUAUCAGUGGGGAUGUCGACAUGCAUAGAGGUAAACUGGUACAGCACUGCGUCGGAAGGAAUUAGUUCUCAUUCUGUCAGUCAUAACGCUGACCUUGGUCCAAAACCUAAAACAUGCACGCACACGCGAACAACGUCUUUGACUCACAGACAGCGGUUAACGGUGGCAUCACAAGUACUUAAAGGUACCGAUUUAUACCAGUGCCUCGUUUCCUGGUAUUGUUUGCAAUUGUGGAUCGGACACAAAUUGACACCUAAAUCUGCGUACACCGACUCACUGGCUUCAUGAGUAUAACCAGCAGCGAGUGGCUACGAAAGUGAAAGAACAACAGGCCCACUUGUAAACUGGCACAGCACUGUUUCGGGCUUGUUCUGGAACAUUCCGCUAAAUCAUAUAUAUAUAUAUAUGUUGGAAGGUAGGCAUCCCAAGAAAUAUAAGUCAAGUCGAGUAUGUGCCUUGGGAAAGGAAGUUUAUUGUGCAAAUUUUCGACGCCGGUGCCCAGGUCAUCGGCAGACACAGACGGAGAGCAAUUGUGCCGACACAAUUAACAUCUAAAAAGUCGAUAAUCGCUUGACGUUCGUGCCAGUAAGCAGCCGCCGUGUAUGUCAGUCCGUUCUGAUUGGCCUUCGCUUCUUCUAUCUCUCCUUGUAAUUUCUGUGCGCAGCAUCCAACUAGAUGUGUUGGUUGAUGCAUGCUUCGUCUGAGUGCAGGGCCUCAAGGAACUCUCGGCGUUUCUUGGAGGGGCACACGGCGACAAUGCGAGUUUUCUCCCGAUCGAAAGUGAUCCCCGUUUUCAGGGUGUGCGUGGUUACUUGAGACUGGUGGUCUCGCCUCUUCACUGCCAACUGGUGUUUGUGGAUGCGUGUAGAGGCGCAUUUUCCAGUCUGGCCGCAACAGACGGCAUCACACGCAUCACAAGGGAUCUUGUAAACGACUUCUUUUCUGUCCAGAUAGUUAACCCUAUCUUUAGGGUGCACGAGCUGAGUGUGCAAAUUAGUCGUCGGUCGGUGCGCCACCUGCAUUCGGUGCUUCCUUAAGUGGCUUUCAACGAGUUUGGACACAUGUUUAAUGUAAGGAAGUGUUCGCAAGGUUUUUGGUUCGGACGUCCGAUUUGGAUUACCUGGCUCCUUUCUCUUCAACUCUUUCUGCCUCAUGCAUCGGCGGACAAAAUCUCUAGGGUAUCCAUUCCGCGAAAACAAUUCACACAAGAAUUGUGGUUUGUCUUGAUAGCCUUCUUCAUCAGAACAAUUCGUUUUUGCUCGAUUAAGCAGACUGGUAACAGCAACCCGUUUGCGAAAGAUUGGCUGAUUGCUCUCGUAAGGUAGAAUGAUCUCCGCAUAAGUGUCUUUACGGUUAACUGAUGUAAGUGGUGUUCCGUCGGUUUUUCGCUGUACGAGAACGUUCAGAAAAGGCAUUUUACUGUCGACUUCCUUUUCGAGUGUGAACGUAAUCCCCGAAAUUGUUGAGUUUAUAUUGUUGUUGAGCGCUUUCAAUUGGUCCUUUUUAACGAAAACAAAUACGUCAUUUACAUAUCGCAAACACAAUUAAGGUUUAAUUAGCGGAAGAGCCGUAGUCUCCAGUUUCUACUUUGUGACUCCGGCGAGAAAACCAGAAAUUGGAAAUCCCACAGGAGCUCCUUUCAGUUGCUGAUAGCACUGUUGGUUGAAUGAGAAGUUGGUUUUCAAGCAUAGGUCUAUGAGUUCCAGCACGUCAGUUGCGAGAACGUCUAUAUCACAGGACAUCAAUGGUUCUUCUGUGCAUUGUUUUCCUACAUCUAGACGCAUCGGUGUGAAGAGGGACAACCAUCGAAGGAAACUAUUAUUUCAUCAGAAGAGAUUGUGAUUUCUUUCAAUUUCUCUAGGAACUCUGUUGAGUUCUCAAUUUAAGUUUCGCAAUUCCUCGUAAGCGGAUGAAGUUUGUGGAAUAACCACUUGGAAACUUUGUAAUUUGUUGCCCCGAUUAAUGAUACUAUCGGUUGUAGUGGGACAUCCGUCUUGUGAACUUUAGGCAAUCCAUAUAUCUUCCCCAUUUUUGUUUCAUUUUGUCUCGGGGAUUUCGCUUUAUCUCCUGACAGUUGUUUUUUCCCUGUACGACGCUUCAGCACUUUAUCAAUAGAUGAAAGCUGGCGAACUGGCUCUUCAUCAAUCCAACCCCCCCAGACUCUGUUGUCUACCAUUUUAAGCCUAUCCUGGUAUCGAGACUGGGUGGGUUAGGUAGGAGAGAGUGUGAUAGGUGCAGUGCAAGUAAUUGUACCUGCGCCUACUGCGUUCUGUAGCACAGGGCGGACAUCGUCGUUCACGAAGGUUUAACUGUCAUAUCAGGCAACAUCUGGAGACAGAAUUUCUGAGCAAACAAAAGUGAUAAUUUAUUAAACAACUUUUGGUUCCUUAAUUUUAAUCUGUUUUAAUCAGGAAAUAUUGGAGGUGGGAGAAGGCACUAUCAUGCAAAAAUUCCCUGAAUAAUGGGGCAUCACCGUUUGCGAUAGUCGGACUGUCAUAUCAGUCGCCAAACGGGGACACAAUUGCUGAGCAAAUAAUAACUUCCUAGAGAACUUUUAUUUCCCUAGUUUUAAUCUGCUUUGGUCAAGAUUAAUUAAAGAGAGGAAUCACCUUCCUGAAAAUAAGCGGCCCAGUGCCAAUUGCUGCCUCAGUCUGUUAAUUAAGACUAUAGAAUGACAAUAAUUUCCCAAUUAAAAUCCAGGGUGCUCAUAUGUCGUCUUCUGACUUGCCACAGUUGAAUUAAUUAAGACGUACCCGUUUACUAUAUUAUUAAAGAAGCAUUUGGUCCAUUUUUAGAAGCCUGAAAAGGCUUACAUAGACUCUGAGCUUGUGAUGGAACUUGUCGGACUGCAAACAUAAGAACGUUUUCAAGAGAUAAAGCCGCCUAGAGUGAUAAGACUUGUGGAGUAUCUGUGUCAUUUUGCCUGACUUAUUGUGGAUGUGUUGGCAACUUGGACUGACGCAUCACGGGCUGAUUACAAACAAUAACCAUUUUUAUGUCGCUGUCUUUGGUACUAACACUUUCCAGUGGUCUAGGCUAAAGACAAUGGAGAAUAUACUGCAGGUGGCUAAUUUUCUAAGUCCGACUUUGUUUGGGGGACUUCCAGCUUCCAACAAAUGAAGAUUAAGCAGUAUUUUUACAAGCUGGCUAUUGGACGAUUGUCGGUGCCAUUUGACUGGGUCCAGAACGUCCGUCACGACUCCACGGGUGAAGGGUCAGAACCGCUGAGUAAUGUUGUUCACUGGAACGCGUAGGUGAUGGCCUACGAGAAAAAAUUUCGGCAGAGCAUUACUAAUUCACAGCAAUUUUUGGAAAUGCCCGCAUAAGCAAAUGCCGACCAAGGGACGCUGAAUGUGAAAAUGAAGGCAAACAUUAAAUAAAGUAAACUGGUUUUGGUAAGUUUAGCGAGGGAGGAUUGUAGUUAAGUACUGGCCGAAAAAGCAGAAGACGGACAAACUUUGAGAGACGGGAUUAGCGACAUUUCAGGCGGGGAGGUGGUUAGAACAUCUCCUAGGAAAUGGAUCUAGUUAACAUUGAAGAAGCGGACGGAGCAUGGGGUGGUUGUUCCUGACUGAUUUUUCCAUAGUUUUCCGGUCAUAUCGGAAUGACAGUUAGGAAGGAUUUGGAACUCAUCUUUUCGCCAAGUUACUAAGUUUAGUAGUCCGCAGCGGCCUGGAGUAUAGGUAGUGCCAGUGGACGUUCCAUUCUGUCCAUAUUCUCCAAUACUUCUCAGCUAGGCUUAUUCGCCGAUUUGAGGUCUCCUGUGGGGUUACACACCUACCAUUCCAGGACAAAUUAAACGCUAUUACCUCUCGCAAGCAGUUUAUUUGGGCCAACUCCCCUCUAAUGAGGCAUCAGUUGAAAUGACUGCGGAAAAGACUGUGUCUACUACCAGAGAAACAAUUCAACUAUUUGUAUUGAACGACUGAUAAUCUUGGCCCAUCAAAGUUGAAGGAAACUUAUAUGGUGUUGCAUGCGCACUCGGUAAAGUGGGUGGAGAGGGGAGAGAGUGCGUUUUCAUUUUGAAUUAGACCACAAUUUUCACUAAUGAUUUACUUGGAGCUGAGAAGAAUAAAUGAGAGAUUGAUGUCUCGCUAUUGCCACGCUGAACAGUUAUCAGUAGUGUCUAACUUGCGUCUAGAACAUGGGCAUGCAGCCCGCAAGCUAGGUCAUUGAGUAAGGAAUUCACUUACAAGGUCAGUUUUCUGUCUUGAAGCAGAGGAGUAUUACUAAAUGAAUAUGGGGAUAAGUGGUAGCCCCACUUUUAGUGUCUGCGAUGGGUUGGUUACGCUACGAUAUGACUUCUCGCAAGCAGUUUACCUUGGCUAACUAUACUCUCAUGAGGCUUCAGUUCAAGUAACUAUACAAGAUAUUCUGCCUCUGACCAGAGAAACAACUCAAUUAUUCAUACUGAACGACUGGUCACUUGGACUACUGAAAGUUGAAGGCAACUUAUAAGGUGCAAGAUAUACGCUCGGUAAAGACGAGUACCUAAGUGAUAUAAAUUUCAUUCACUGAUUUUCCGUGCCGCUAUACAUCAAAGCAUAUUGCAUUGAAAACAUAGUCAAAAUAACGGUCCUUGUACUUAUUUGGUGGCAAAUCACAUCCAAAUGUACCUUGUCUUUUUCGGUAUUCGUGCCUACAAAUAGUUUAUUGACUGAUAUAUACGUGAUCACAUAUAUAUAUGGGUGGCUCAACAUUUGCUCUUUCUACUAAUGAUUUUGUCAUAUUAGUAACUGAAGCUUAACUGUUGUGUUUGCACUAUAUGCUAACAGAUCCGAGAGGCUUUUUGCCAAACAUAUGUACAUUUAUGGUGGUGUUGGAAGAUAUAAAUCCCUAGGAAUACCAUUAUUUAACCUCUAAUUAUGAAUGCGCUAUGCAUAUGGCACCUUUCCUAUCGUUAAAAUGAAUCAAGUGGAAACGCUGCACGACGUUAUCAACUCAGCACUACAACAGAUCAUUCUCAAUCUCAAAAAAAUUGACAACAAACUCCCAUUUCUUGAUCUGCUCGUAGUGCGAAACACUGACGGGAUACUUCACACACCAGUGUACCGCAAAGAAGCUUGUGCGGAAAGUAUCCUACAUUACGGGAGCAACCUCCCUGCCAGUUGAAAUAAGAAUGUCAUAAACAAACUGAUUUAUCGAGCAAAGACAAUGCGCUGGGAACGAAGGUCAUGAAGAAGAAGGCUGGGUGGCACCGGAACAUGCUGUUUAGUGUUCUGAGCUUUUAAAGUCGUGCAAGCUUCCAUCUUUAGGAUAGUUGCAACAACAGAACUAGCAACACUUAUAGGACUUACUAGCCAAUCAUCAGUCGAUGGCGAAAGACUGGAGGCGACUGCACAGGGCUCUGUACACCGGCGCCAGAUUGAUAACUCGAUUGACUGGGUCCUCAUCCGAGGCCCAGGGUUUAAUCAAUUUUCAUCCUGUCUUGUGUCUGAUGUAUGCGAUUACCUUGGUGGCUGCGAAGUUUAACUCAUGAUCCAUUCGUAGGCGUCGGUGACCACUUGCGAUAACUCGUUACCUCUUCGCAUAGCCAUUUUAUAUUCGUGCAUGCGCGGUCCGAGCAUGCGUCCAGUCUGGAUUGUCUAAUCUGUUUUCGAGAAAUGGCUACCAUUGAGAUUUUGCACGCCAAUACAUGCGACAAGGUGUUCUAACAAACGCUGGCGGGCAAUAGGUAUUAUUAGAAAUGUGUCUGAAAUCGUUAAAAGACACCUGAGGAAGAAUAAAAUAUAAGUGGUGCAGAAACCGACGAGACACCACGCAACAAGGCUGCAUGUCCUAAUGAUAGAGUUGAAUACUUGGAUAAAAGGUAUCGCCUGAAAGAUUUCAUGUAAAGCUAGAAAAUAAGCCUCCAGACGUAUAAAAGAACACCACUUGAGGGUAAGUAGGCGAGACAACUUAUCCCAGGUCCACAUGCACACGACUGAGAAUGGUUAUAAAUUUGUUUGGUACAAAACGCGCAUUGUCGGUUUCUGUCCAUAUAAAAAGCGAUGAAUAUCUGCAGGUCAUACACUCAGAUAAUUCCGGAUUCAAUGACACAUUGAUUUAGACGCCUUGUGCACAAAUCUUAAGAAAGAAUGGAAAAGGCGACAGCCAAUCAAAAUAUGUCUUAUCCCACAGCAUCGAUCCAUUUCAAGAAAUGAUAAGGUAAUAUCGAUUUUUCCGGGAGUGUUUAAAGUCAAAUUGUUUCCCGCACCUACUCCACGUCUGAUGACGACCUGGGGAACCAGAGUUAAAAGGUUACAAAAUAAAGCUAAUUAAUUUUCUUAAAGGAGUGAAGUCCAUCAAAUUUCUGAUGACUUAUUUAUAACAAAACACUCCUGGAAUCCAUGAACAUUUGGCUUCAAAUUUCACAAUAGCCUUGCAGCCAGUGUACAUAUGUAGCACAGCCAUUAUCAGAAAAGUUAAAUACUAACUCACCUUUAGCAAACGUAAUCUGAAAUCAUCCAAAGUAUGGAUUAAAUUGUUCGCAUUUUUACUUGAAUUACAAUAUGACUGGUUGGAUUCCUGUAGAUAUCUCCCCAUAACUUCGAUAGGGUGACUCGGUAUAUUUUUUCGGCGCUCAAAAACCUAUCGGUGACGCACGUCACAAAAUCAUCCAUUUAAAUCCCUUUAAGGGCCGAGUAGUGGCCCUGAUGCUAGCUUGAUAUCGAAAAAGCGCAUCGAUGUGUGAACGCAGACCGAGCAGUUAGCAGGGACGUGCGCGUGCGAAGCCAAAACCUGACUGCCAUUAACAUCGGCCACCUGCGUCGACGAGGACAGGUCAGAAUUCGUGGGUGGCGCAUUUCUGCUGGAGGCAAACCUAAACGCUAGUGCCAAGAUUGUCCGGAAAUUUGCUGACAGACCGUAUGCUUCAGCUAACUGUCACUGUAUGCCCAGAAGUGUCUUUCCUUGCUGUUCAUUUUUUGGCGUCUUGAAACGCUCGCCCUGCAGGUUUAUUGAGCUGUAAUCACAGAAUAUAGUUUGUUUAAAAAAAAAUCAAAUUAGGACAUAUUUUGUUGAUUUCGCCUAAAACGUAUUCGUAUUGAGCGCGUUAACAUGUGCGCAGGAUUUAUGCGCUAACGGAAAUAAACGUAAAUCUGCGCGGCCAUUUCCUUUGAUAAAUGUCUUUUACUUAGACUGCAGCAGAAUCCUAGGUUCUGUCUGGUUAACAAAACAUUUUCUGGGUAAACAGUUUCCGAUAGACAUAGCAGCUGGUUAUUUAGUGCCAGAUUUCAUGUUUUUACAAAGAACCAAAAACAGGACUCUUCCAAUAUGACCUUUUUGUCGAAUAAUAAGUUUCCACCAUGACAUAAAAAGCACCAUGGAGGUGAUCAAACGCAAAAAUCUUAAAUGCGUCUUUUUUUUCUAGCAAAAAUUAUCUGACACGUAGUUUUUAUGGACGAGAGAGCACUGAACGACAGAAGCGAGGGAUCAUCUGUCGACUUGUCUGACUAAUCACACGCUGAGAGAAAUCACAAAAAACUCCCGAGGUGGAAAUAUCGGCUGCAAUGGCGAUAUCAAAAACGAGGAUUCAUUGGCAGAAGGCAGUUUAAACAAUCGCUACUCCGAGUUUUACUAAUGAACGCAGCAGAUAUUUUUAUGACUAAGGUGGCUGUUGAAAGUCGGACAUUUACGCCCACAUUUAUGUUGAAACGCAAUCUUUAUCGAUGUCUGUGAGGCGUUAAUUAACAGGACAGAGAGAGAUUGAGAUGGUCGAUUAUGCGGUGCGACCCCUCAUCAGUCAAUCAGACUCUAAUCCGAAAUGUGAAUGACGGGACUUCGACCCCAGUGUCAUUAGCCAUUGACGAUCAAGUGGAACGCUAUGCUGCAGAAUGAUGGGUUUGAUAAUUGUGAUCGGAAAUAUUCAAGCCACGUUAGAGAUAAAAUUAAUAAUUUGUUUCGGUUAUAAGCGUUAACUGAUAUUUCCGUUUUUCCGUGUCUUAAAACGCAAUCUCAUCGUCAGAUGCAAUUGAUUAUUCGGAGAUGUAAGUGUCAGUAAUGCGCCAGUGCCUUUCCCGCCUGAUCCGAAUGUUCCUGAUCGUGGUGCAGAGGAGGUUGGCCCUCGAAUGAGCUGAUUUAGCAUUUGACUGACACGCCUGAUGACAGGUCGACCGAGCGUCGAUGUCCCAUUUGCCCGUUUUCAGUUGAACAGUGUCCAGCUGGUGACAGUAGGUGGGUCAUAAAUGGACAGUUAGAGCUCCGUUGCCCGAAAUAAACGCUGAUAUGCAUCCUAUAGUCAGGAUGGAUAAGCAAACUCUUUACCCGUUUGGCUUACCUGCUGUUUAUAAUCUGGAAUUUUAUACUGUUGAAAUGGGUUUUUUGAAGAAUCCCGGAAGUUUAUAACUGGUUCGUUUACUUUUGGACUUUAAAAUCUAUCGGUUUUUGUGUUGUGAAAUGCGGAUGAGCAUCAGAAAUAGGAGGUCCUGGAAUGUUAGUUUAAUGAAGCCUUGUCGUGCAAACUAGCACAGAGUUAUGGUUUUCCAGUGUGAAAAUUAAUCAAAGCCACGUGGUUGUGUCCAGCUGGUCUAAUUUUAAUUAACGGUUGCAUUUCUUUGAACAUAUUACUUUUAGGGGUAUUAGUAAAACCGACAGGAUUGGUGGGAGGACUCAUUUUGGCUAUAUUACUGUCUUCAGGGAAAGCACUUAACCCUGAGUUACAGGUUCGCGCCACUACGGCUCACACUGGGGGGGGGGGGAAGGGUUGUCAUACGAGGUUAGUGAAAUGAGAAUUCAUCGCUUGCCAUUAAGUUAAAUGCUCACAAACUUCGCAGACGCUCGUGAGCGCUUGGAAUACACAAUUGAUAAACAGAAAUAUACUCACGUAUGUUCCGUAGUUUGUAUUACUUAAUCAACGCAGUUGAAAUUUGGCAGAGUCCUUUUGCAUAGAUGUUUUGGCAGAUAUUUGAAUAAUUUAUAUUGACCCAACUGUGAAGAACUCGGCGCCUCAGUGGUAUUCGAACCCGCGCAGUAAGGGAAUGUCUUCAGUUCAGCCAACGUUCUAACCACUUGAGCUACGAGGCCCCCCGCUGGACGACGCGAGUUUACACACAUUUGGAUCAAGUUACCCGCCCAACCUACUGCAACGUCUGGAUUAAACUUUCAUCGUCCGGCGGGGCCUCGUAGCUCAAGCGGUUAGAUCGUUGGCUGUAUUAAGGCCUUCCCCUUACCGCGCGUUUUCGAAUCCCACCGAUGCGCCGAAUUUUUCACAGUUGGGUCAGUAUGAAUUAUUCAAAAUCUGCCAAAAUAUCUAUGAAAGCGUUUACUUGACUGAGGAAAAGAAAAGAGAAAAUGCUUGACAAAACUUCCAGAAGUUUGCAUUUAUAACUAGGGAGAUUGAGAGCCGAUUUGAAAUUCUUCAAUCACUGCAUAGAGUAUACCAGAGAAAACGUUUGCAGAAGAGUCGUCUGUUAGAUAGCCAGACUUAUGAGCGAAUAACUCGCGGCAUCUAUUUUGAACAGAAAUUGAUAUCACCUUCAAGGAGGGUUUCUAAAACACUUGCUCUUCUAGCCAAAAGCCUGCCAAAUUUUGACAAAUGCCAACAGCGCAACAUAAGUUAAUCAGAUGGUAAAAAGGGCAGCAUUGAAGCCUUUCUGAUUUGCCACAGUUCUCUGUGGGUGGCCAGAAGAGUAGGUAGACCGAAAAGUACUUGAGACAGCAUCAAGUCUGCACAUCAAAAAACCAUCAUGGUGGGCGAAUUCCCCGUGGGAAAUUUUAAGAUUAGCAAACCGACCUCGCUCUCUUGAAGGGCGGAUUUGCUGACUGCAGUUUUCGAGUUUUAGAAUAGACUGCGAGGGAAAGAAAAAAGCCCGCCGCUGGAGAGCAAAAGGAUUUAAAAGUUUAGACUUUGUUUUUUGCCUUUAUAGCGAUAGAAAAGCAAAAAUAGGCGGAAAGUGGCAGAAAGUGGCAACAAAUUUACAGUUCCACGCCAAUGAAAUCGCUUUAUUCUUACGAAAUGUUAGCCUAAAUUCUGAAAUGCGUUUUUUGUUAGUGGGGAUUAUAUUACUGGGGUUAUGAUAUUGGUAAUCUUUUUUGCAUAAUCCCAUAGUACUCCAGACACACAAAGGUGUUGCCUAUGAAAUGUACUGCUUUUUAACAGUCUGCAACACUUGCAAAGGGCAAAAACUGAUGCGGGUUACAGGAUAUCAUAUUAGCGGCACAGGUACUAUCCUAAAGCUCAGACGUAAUUUUCUACCAAAUGGGUAAAUGAUUAAAUAUUUGGUAAGAUGUGGUUUGGUAGCCCACCUGAUGGACAAAAUACUGCUGGGGUUGGGGCUAAGGGUUAGGGGUUAUGGCUUGGGUUAGGGUUAUUGGCUAGGAUAAUAAGUUAGGUUUUAGGAUCAGGGGUUAGCGCAACUAAUACUCAAACAUUCAAAGCACAACCGUGCAUUUUCGAUAGCUAUUCAUUUGCAUACAACUACUUGACCUCGUCGCCUAUGCGUUCCCUGGCCCCACCUGUAAAACCUGCUAUUAUCACUGGUCCCCAAUUAGAGGUGAUUAGGGUUUGUUUAUUUCAGGUGGGGUUACAUAAACACAUACGGCCGGGUAUUUUGUUUAUGUUUUCUAAGAAUUACACUUGGAUUUAUUAGGGCAUCGAAAAUCAGCGGGGAAAUUCAGGCUAGUUAUGUAGUCAUUUUUUAACAGAGUGUUCGUUAAAAAAGUCUGGCAUCCUGAAGUAACUGAAUUAUCUUGGAAUUAUGCUGCACGGUGACUAAUAUUUCAACCUUCUUUAAGUAGUCUUAUCGGGUCGAAAACGCAUUUCGAAAUUUCGUUUACUACAUAUUUCACGAGUUAGCACAUCUUCUGCAUGUCGAAAAAUGUCCGACACAUUUAUUACCCCCAGGACUGUUUGUGAAGUAUAUAUGUUGUUAAAGCAGUUGACAGAGUUAGUAGACGGGGAUGGGGCGUUUUGAUCGCGGCACGGGCAAUUACAGUUCAUUCUCUUUAAGCAUAGGCCGACAGCCCUAAUGAGCGGCGGCCCAGCCGAACAGGCAAAACAAUUAUGACCGACACACUUUCUCUCGGCCGGUGUGGCUGAUCUUUCAUUCCUUUGUUUGGAGACACAGGUGAGAAUGGCUUUUAAGCCGUGCUCUGCGCGAACUUCAAAAGAGACCCAUUACUCUAAUGGAUGGCUUGUUAAAAAUCCUGCACUUUAUAGGUGGGAUUUCUGGUGGCGUUAAUUUUAGUCUGCAAACUUUUAGCGUUUAUGCUGUCGCUAAUCAGAUAGAGUGAUUUUACUGGACACAGCAAAGCUGAUUGUCGUAAACAUUUUGAACUAUGAGUUGACUACUGCAGGGUUGUGAGUUUUUUUUAGGUCGCCUUCAGUUCGCCAUCUCGACAAAUCAAGUGAUUACAUUGAUUUUUUUUGUGUUUGAAGUGAACUGCAAGAUAUUAAUUCGCAGUCUAAUGCGAAUACUUUACAUAUUUUGUGCGUUUUAAAACUGCACUUGUAUCCCGAUUAGGCGGGCGGCAUCCUGACGAUUUUCUGUCCUCUACAAAAGUCGGAACGUCCAGUACAACUUAAUAGCCUUCUGGGUGGAGUGAGGCAGAGGUGAAAUAAUAGGGACUGCGAGCAUAUUGGGGAAGCCAGGCAAAGAUCUUGGAUCCGCCCACGCAGCUCAAACUGGUGCCCAAUGGCACAAUCCAGACUCUCAGCUUGCGGUUCCCGAUAAAGAAACUGGCCUUCAUGGAGUAAUUAUGGUAACAAUCGGGAGAUGGCACCCAAAAAAUCCGCCUAAUCAAAGCAGCCCGUCUUACGAAACAGGUGGUAAUAGGGGUUUUAUGGGUGGUGGCUGGUCGGGAUGUACGAUACUUGCCAACGGAAAGCCUUAUUUGAACAGAUGAAUGAUCGAAGUUGGUUCCGUUAUUACAAGAUGGGUCGCCAAAGGCAGUAUAGUUGUAACGGACGAGUGGAAGGCGUAUAAUCGUCCUUCCUCAGAAGGUUAUCUACACUUGCCUGUUAACCACUCAAAAACGUCAAGGACCCUACCACCGGACGGCACACCAAUAUCAUUGAGGCAUACUGGAGUAGACUGAAAAGGAAACUCCACGAGUGAGGACCUGUAUGUGGUCGAGAUCUGUGGGCUCGCAUAGACAAAGUACAGUAUCGUCUUUGAUUUGGGCUCCAUGCCAAGUCUUUGACAGAUGCCUGGGAACUGUUCCUGUCCCAUGUUGUGCAGACUCAUCCUAUUUAAAAGUGAUUUUGUUUUGUAAUAAACUGCCAUAAUGCGAAUGUAUGCCGUAUAUUCAGGUGUACGUGUGUAACGAUGGGGAAGGUAGGGUAACAGCGACCAUCGUCCAUGUAACCUCCUGCGAUGUUCGUUCGGCCAGCCCAUGCUAGACCGUCGGGGAAAGUCGAAGUAUUGCGUGAAAGUAGGACCGCAACUGCUGAUAUAGCCUAAAGGCGUUUGAGUCCACUGGUAAAGGUAUUAUUUAUAGGUAACGGAAUUUUGUGGGUGCCAUCUCCCGAUUGUUACCGUAAUUAUUUUAGACAGAGGCGACUCGGGACAGAGCAGCUAACAUCGGUCGCAUUGAUGUCGGGUGCAGACCCCACCAGUGUGCAUAUGGAACGUCCUCAGUCUUAUCAGGCUCUGCGUUAUUGCCCAUGGAAAGAUGAGGACGAAGCUGUUCGGGCCGAAGUCAUGAAAACCGGCAAGAUCCCACCCGAAAACGAGAGUUAAAAGAAGUGACCAGACGGAAGAAACUGUUCGGAUGAUCGGCUACUCUCACUCUUGGCGACGACUAAUUGCAUACCAUAGGCUCACCAUGUAAGCAGUUGUCAGUUUUCGAAACGUUCGUCAGGGAGUGGGGACUGCGAGAAGAAAUCGAACCAACUCGCUGAAGCCUAGCGAAAUUGACACGUCUUUUUCAUUCCUGCUUUCAUUUUAUGCAUGUACCACUUUGAGGACGGCGAGUUUUCCAAGAUUUUCGAUAUGUUAACAUUAAAAAAAACUAUAUGCGACAAAUCAUAAGAUCUGUGUAAGUUUUGUCGAAAGAUUAUUGUUUGUAAAUUAUCGGAUAGAACGAAGUAAACACGUAAUUUCCCAGUCUGCUCAAGAUAGUAAUCAUUGGCCAAGUGUCAGACAGUAAGCCCCCUGACACUCAAACCAACCUCCGCUAAAUUUGAAUUUUGCCAGGCUUGUUUGUGCUACUGCAUGCUGUGUGGCCGAGAGUCAAGCGUCUUCCGAGGAGAUAGUACUGGUUCUCCAAUGAUGCACUUAAAGCAUUAGUUUUCUUUGGAGCUUGUUGGUAGGUGUUCGCGUAAACGCGUCGGAAACUAUAAUGAUACUCGAAGGGAAACCAGUGCUUUUGCUGUCUACAAUAGAAAUAAAAAAAUGACGAUAAAAUUGUCCGAGAUUUUAGUUACUGAGUCUGUAAAGGGUUUGGUGAAGAGUCCUCCCUCACCGGCUCAUUUUACGUCCUCUCCCCCAUGUAUUUCUCUAGAGUCACAUUAGCACUAACAGACCAGACAGGUUUUGAUUCGUUCGCUGCGUUCUCUGGUCGCGUCUGGGGAUUAAAACAUUACGACAAAAAGCAGAUUCCUCACCACAAUGUAUCUGGCGCGCUCGAAUCUGGCAUGAUGCGCCAAAAAGAGUGAAAACUUGAUCCUCAUGGUGUGUAUUUGUCUGUCCCCGAACCGGGCCACGCGACCAAUACACUGGGUCGACGCACGUGUUAGCUCGGAGGCUCGCAGGCGCUAAGGGGAAUUUGAACCCAUAACAAAUGCUAGCAUUUGGGGCGUGGCAGCAAGACCGUGUGCAGGAUCAAUCCACGCCAGUUAGGACAUGUGCCACAUCCCGUAUUUUACUUCUGGUCUGUAGGCAGUGGACCAGAAGGUGUGGUGGCACGCCUCGAUGCGGGAUCUCGUCGCGCCGCCCGUCCGCCUGCAUUCUCUACCGCCGUCGGUUUUCUCAACUCUGUCUUGGCACCGCAACCAGCUGGGGGAGAAUUAGAGAGUGCAACAGAUGCACUGCUAGUAUACUGUAAUCCAACUCACGCGUAAGUUAUAGUCCCUGCUUUUACCCUCCUGUGGAGCACACGGCUGACUUCGUUGGUCACGACGAUCGAGGAGUGACUGACCUGUUUGCAGGGAUUCAAGUUCAAUGACUUUUAACUAAUGUGACUUCCCCCCGGUACACUCACGGCCGUGGUAUGUAUGUCCUCCUUUCAAUGAAAACCUGUUACAGUGUGUGGGGUAGGCCCAGACGGGUCGUUUAGUUUUAUCAGCCACCUCUGGCGGUCUUGACGUCGUCUUGCCAUCGCAGUCAGACGGGUUCGGGAGGGUAGAGUGCUGUAAACGUUGCUGAAGUCAUCGCUGCUACAACCAACCCGUGAAUCACACAGUGGACGUCAGCACUGGCGACAGUCGAGCCGCUGUGUCAUAUUUACACCUCACUCAUCAGCCUGGUCGGUCACUUGCAAAUCCAUCUCACAGAGACUGGCGAGCCAGCGCCAGAAGCACAGACCUACACCCGCCGGAUCAGUCUCCAUUGCCCACACUGCCUACGCAAAUGCGUGCACCGCAUGGGUCUAUUCGGCUACAUGCGCAUCCGCAAAAAACUGCGAUAGACAAUCGCCUGAAGCACAACAUCAUCACAUUCUCCCUCAUCAACAUCUCCUCGCACAUCAGCAUCAUCCACCACAAGCACGCAGUUGUUAUCUCCUGCGCCUAUUGGAAAGUGUGUACCUCAACUCGGUCUCCAUGCGACUCCUCUUGCAUGAGUGAGUCGAGCCUGAGACUGUCACGGCGCGCCAAGCGUCAUGGCUGGAAGGCUGUUGACUGACGCCCCAACUCAGUCCACGCAAUCCGUAGAGUUUCGUGUGGGUUUUUGUGGAGUGGCGGACUGGUGAGCUGAGAGCCGGGCUGAAACAUCUCCUUCCAAACUUGACCACGGCACCCUCACGCAUGUGAGAUAUACGCAGCCCAAUCCCCGUUAUGUGGAAUUCUGGUACUUGUGCUUCUUGGGAGGGGCUGAUCGUGUAUAUGGCGCGGGCAGACGAGGUCACUAGACGACGUCAACUAUCGCGCCCAUUCUCCGCUCCAGUCAGCUGACCGGCUCAGACAGUGGCUGAGGCAUGGGAAUAGGAAGGGAGAGUGAGGUCGACGACUCAGCGCAUUUUCCUCACUAUAAACAAUCUGACGCGCUUGAAGCGAUCAAGGUGCGCCAAAAGCCGUGGCGUGGAAGGUUGCCAGCUGACGGGAUAAGUUGGACCUCGCAGUUGGCCCAGUGUUAUGUGUGCUGCAGUUGUUGAGUGGCUGGCUGGUGGUCUGAGAGUCAGGCUGCAAUGGCUCCUUUUUAAUAUGGCCUUUAUGGCACCCCCACACCGUGGGAUCCGAGCCGGGUGUGGCGGCACGCCUAGGUGCGGCUUUGGUCGUGCCAGCCGCCGUUCUUUUAUCGUUGAUGUUCAAAGACCUUGCUAUCUUUGUGUGGACCAUGGGGUGUGGAGAUGUGCGCCAAGUUGCGGGCUCAAACGUGCCACCCACCCCCGCCCUCCCCCGUCUCCGGUCUUCUUGACUCUGUCUUGACACCGGGUCCAGAUGGGGGAGGAGGUGAGAGUGCGGUAGAUGCUGCGCAAGUCUGCAUUUACUAUAAACUAAUACACGCGCAAGUCACUGUCCCUGCUGCGUCCUGCUGUGGAGCGCUAUCGUCGUAUGCGACGGUCGAACCAUCGUAUUUGUUAAAAACUUGUAUUUUUUUAAUUGCUGAAAAUACGAUGUGCCACGAGGUUCAGAAUGCAACCAGGAAUAACUAAGUAAUCUCCAAUAACAAAAAACCCAGGUGCAACUCAAACAUGCCAGUUAAAUCAAUUACAGCGCAUUACGGGAAUUAGUAUGUGGUCUAAAAACGAUAAUUCUCGACGGAAUGGGAGAAUUCUGAGGUAACUGGUAGGUGGGUAAGGACCUGGGAUUCUGCGAAAGAAAAUUAACCUUCUGGAAUAUUCGCACUAAGGCGAUACCAAAUUUACCGUCAGAAUGACAUCCCAAUUGCAAAGGCUUGUAUAGGUAUUUCGGGGACUCCGACUCAGAACAUGUGCAACACCCUGUGCUCGGCAUGUUUUCAGAGCAAUUGACCGUCGUAGCCUACUUUGCUCCCCAAUCUUCAUGCACAGAAACGUUAUUAGGUGAUAAGCCUAAUUUUCGUUGGGCAUAUAAUGCACUGCAAAACCAGAAAGUGCUGCUAGUUGAGCCAGAGAUUUUGUUAGAAUCUUGUUCUCUUUGUACCGAAAUUUCGUUGCUAUCACCACCACCACCACCACCACCACCACCACCACCACCACCACCACAGAAGUCAUGCCCACCUAAUAACCUCUUCAAAUAUUUCUUCAGAGUGCAAUCCUGAUCGCAAUUGUCUCCAUCGCGGCAGGCAUGCUGAACGUACUCUUCUGGGAGGUAGCACUCGAUACAAUGGCAGUCGAUCCUCUGGAACAGACAUCGCCGGCUGCUGGUUUGCGUCCCAGUCCCCUUCGUCUGAGGUGUCGAGUUGUUGGCGGAUAUCCCAACAUCUUCCGUCUGCAGUUCAUGGCGAAUCCGCCAGACGAGGCAACCGGGCGCAGACGGGACGUCGGUCUGACCUACGCCAUCUACCUCUGGUCCCUCAACCUCACGAUCUUCCUGCCGAUCGCCCUGGCCUCACUGGCGAUGGCUUUUCUGUUGCGCAGGCGCUGGCUCAAACGUGCGGAGGCGGGACUGCAGGGCCAGAUGGCUGAUCCCAUCUACUGCGAGGCGGAGAAAAGGCAUCCGCUUCGGUUGGAUGGUCCCGCAGUUGAAGAGACCGACCAGCUCAAGCUAUCCUGUGCCGUCUGCGUUCUACAUGGUCUUUUUAGUCUGCCCAUCGCCCUGCUCUUUAUGCUUCUACCGGUCUCGGUGCCGGGGGUGAACGAACUACCGGACAAGGAGGUGAGCAGAGCACUUAUAUAUAUAUGCUGAUUGGACGUUGACCUGUUUUUUUUUGGCAGCAUUAAAAAAAGUAGAGUGCCGCUUAAGAAACCGACCGGAAAGUUUCCUCCGGAGGGUCUGCAUGCGGUCGUGUUGGAAUAGGCUGAGGAGUAUUCUGGUUUCUUUUCAGGUUAAUGGUUUCAUGUGAGUUGCCUUUCCAGGAAGGGGACUUGCGCAGCGCAUGUCGCAUCUCUCUCCUCUUCUCACCCAUCUUGCUCCGCUGGCUAGUAAAGACCGUUGAAACGACGGCUGACAAAGUUAAACAACGCAUCUAUGCGUGCCACACACACGACCUGAUCCUUACCACAUGGCCGUGCUGCGAUUGCUGUGGGUUUUAGAUCGUCUGUGGUGACAAUACUAUAAAGUUUGCACAAGUAACCAUUACGAAAGUGCAAUCGUUUGUGACAAAGACGAGUGGUCUCGUCAGUCGCAACCCCCCACGUAAGGACACUCAGACGGCUGUGAUAGGUUUAAGCUUGCCAAGAUUAUUAUAAUGAGGGGUGCAGUAAGUUGCCGCGAAGAUGACUUCUCCAAUGUCCAGCUGAUAUUCUUUCCCCGUUCCAAUGCAUCAGUCGACCGUCCAAGUCUGUUCGACAGUGGAUCAUGGGAUUGGUUGAUGUGGCUAACGUCUAAUGAGGGCCAGCUGCAUGUGCGGCAGCAAGUGAGGGCUUGAUUAAGCUCGGCACAGCCAAGUAAACGGUCGUUGUGAGCCAAAUCGUCCUUUAUUCUAAUCCGGCUCAUCCGCAACGCAACUCUCUGGGGCGACCCUGAAUAAAUACACAUUAGGUGUGCUAACUCAUGAAAUGAUAACCGAAAUUCUGAAAUACGCUUUCGUUUCGAAGAUGCUACUUAAAUAGCGUUGCAACAUUGAUCAUCACGCGGCGUAAUUCUAUUAAAAGUCAGUUACCUCAGGAUGCCAGCUUUUGAACGAACUUCUUGCCGGCCGCAAGCAAAAACCAUACUCUGUAAAAACUGACCACGUAUGUACUACGAAUUUUUCUCGUUGAUUUUCGAUUCUCUUAAAUUUUCAGUUAUUUUUCAUAGUAAACACCCAUUAAAGUAUUCAUUCCUUUACUCUUUUGGUAGCAAAUCACGUCAUCUUCCAAAUUUAUACUCAGAGAAUGAUUUUAAAGAAGAUGCUAAUUAUGAGAUUUUAAAUAACGUAAAAUGACCGUUUGUAAAAAAUCGUGUUUCUUCAUUUGCUAAGGUGGCUUGUAAAGUUUGCAAUAUGACUCAAAUAAACUGCUAUAUUUUAUGGACUUCAUAUGGUGUCCUUGUUAUGCCGUAGAGAAAUGUACGGUUUCCUGUACGCGGAAAAUAUAUGGCUUGUAGUGUGGAAGCCCUGAAUGCAAGUUUAACGGUAGUUAGGAUAAAAUUUAUUUGCGAAUUGGAAAAGUUUUUGAAAAUCAAAUUAUAUCCUUUAUGCGAGUACAAAAAUGAAAGUAGAUUUUUAUACCGAAUGGAUAUUUUUACAUGUGUUUUUUUAUGAAAUAUGACUGAACGUUUAAGGUCAUCGAAAACCAAGGAGAAAAGCACAUGCUACUUAAGUAGUCAUUUAUUUAAAGGUAUGACUUUUGCAUGCAGCCGAAAAUAAGUUCGUUCGAAAGGCGAGGUACCUGACUUAUUACAGAAUUAUGCUGCACGGUGGUCAGUCUUACAACGUUACAUAAAUAAUCUUUCCGAAAAGAAAACGUAUUUCAGAAUUUCGGUUACUAGUAAGUGAGACGUCGGACUUCUAACUGGCAGGUCUUGAGUUCGAGUCCCGGCUGUUCCACACUUCGGGAUUGGGUAUAACUGGCUCGAGAGAAAGCCCUUAAGGCACAACGGAACGAGUGAGUUCCGUAUGAACGAUCGGUGAGCGACCCCUACCAUUAUACAUGUAUAUAUAUUACGUGGUUAUUCCACAGUAGUUGAUUGUCUUCGACUCGAAUCUUCAUUGAAAUGAGCUUUUAGCAGGUAUCUAUGUCAGGAGUACGGUAUAAUUCUUUACCGUAUACAUAUAUUCCAGUUUCCCGUUUCUUUUCCGGAGAUACCAUUCUGCCUAUAUAUAUGCCCAUAUGUACUUAUGCAUAAUAAGAACCUCCGUUGGAAGUAUAAAUAUAUUUUGCUUAUUUGGACCCUUCGUUGGACGUAUGACGUAUGUCCACUAUGUCUCGCAAAACAUUUGCCCUUCACAGACUUCUUGGCUAUGAGAUGAGACGCCAAGUUUUAGCUGACGUAAACACCCCCAUCGGCGAGUGCUAGGGAAAUGGUUUUUCCUUCCAUGCAGACCAACCAAUCGUCAGACUGCUAAAGUAAUUUGUAAACGAGUCGAAAUAAAAACGGUCAUAUUCAACAUAACUUAGACGAACAAUUAACAAGAGCCAUCUAUCGAGCAUCGUCAGAUUGAAAUACUCAUUCGACGAGGCGUUGCAUUAACGUUGACUAUGGUAGCGAACCUACUCCUCUAUGUCCCCUGUAUACAGCAUAUACAAGACAAAUAUAGAUGGCAAUCUGAAAUUUGUGACAACUUUUUCGAUUUUAAAUUAGCCAUGUAGCUGCUCAAAAUCAAUACGCAUUUUUAAUGCUAGAGCUAUCACUCAGUUCUCCUUAUUCGCUAUGUGAUAAAAUGUAGGUGCGAGUUUUUUUUUCAAUAUCGGAAAUUGAUUCUCAUUUUUAGAGAUCCUAUGCAUGGCCCCGUUAAUGGUUGGUGCAUGAAAACAUUGUUUAUAUUCUUCAUACGAGCAUCAGCAGUUUCUACGAUUAUUAGUGUUUUUGUAGUCUCUGUUAUGCUCAUAUAGGCUUUUGCAAAGGCGCUUGCAUCAUCCGUGGUUAGCCAGAAAGAUAUUGUCAAAUUAAAAUCAGAAAGACGCGUCAAGGAGAAUUGCGACUUGCUAAUAGAAGCUGUGGGUAAACCUAUUCGAGUAAAAGUACUUAUAGUUUGCGCAGAUUACACAUUCACAGGGCCAGAAUCGGGAAGUACACUAUCAACACGUUGAUUUAAUUGAAGACUGUCAUAUACAGACUCUCAGAUUUUUUUACGAACCUUAAAACCAGUGUCCUGAAGGAUCUUGGACCUAAUACCAGCCUGCCACCCUUGAUAUUUUUUGUAGACUAUCAUCAUCAGGUUAGUAGUUAUAUGUAUGUUUUUUGGUUGCGGGCCAACAAGAAGCUUUCAAUCUUGAACGUUUAAGAAAUAACAAUUUAAAAUUUGGUUUGCAAAAAAAUUCUGGGACGACAAUCUAAGCUUGCUCCGUUGAGAUUUGGAGUCUUUCCUCCUGUGUGGUAAUUGAUUUACCUGUUACUGACCUGCUUUAUAUAGCGUCUGAAUUUCCCCUCGGCACAGUCAAGUUGUUUUCUUGUUUUGGGGUUAAAUAACAGAUUGAGUUACAGUUGUUUUCCUAAAUACUUGCAUCUUCAGUUGCGCAAAUUCGAUUCUCAGUAAACCGACAGUUCAGAAACCGAAAUCGAAUUAUGCUGUCAAAGCUAGCUUUCUGUCCGCAUGCAAUACGUACCGUUAUUCUUUAAACUUUUAAAGAAAGUUGAAAAAACGACAUUUGAAAUUUUUUAACCCAAUAAACUAAGAAAUUAACUAACUUAACACACAUAAACAUUUCUGAUGUUUAUUUAAGUGCCAGCGCAAACAGAUUCCACCUUAAAUCCAAAGGACCAAACAAGUGCACCCCUGAGUGACCGGUCCAUGUGGAGUUCGCACACCAAAAAUGCCGGUGAAUGUUGUUACCGUAAAUUUUCAUACCAUCAAGGCAAUAUUUCAUGGUUGACGUUAACAAAAUGAGUUACUGCGCUUUUGGUAGGAAUAUGAAGCAUGCAUAAACUGCAAGCGUUUUUCGGCGACACAGUAUCGCAACAACCUAUCGACCGUUGCCACGUACAUGUCAGACAUGCUGGCUGAUCGAAUGUGUUUUUAGGCGUAAAUCUAGGGCAAAAUGCAUUCUACUUCAUAAAUACUGAAUGCUUUAAAAUUCUGUCAGUUCAAGUACUAGCAACAUGGUCUAGUUGUCGAGAAGCGAGAAACACCUAGGAUUAACAUCUGCUGGACAGGUACUUCUGACAGGAAGUGUGGGCCUUCGGAAUGACGCGCUGGAGCGCUGACAGGGGAGUCACCAGCUCCAACUAGAAAAGGAUGUCUUGGGCGCUGAAAAAGGACUUUAUCCGGCCGAAGUUUUGGAUUUGCUCUAAAACAUUCAUACGAUACAGCAACAACUGUGAGUAGUGUUCAGAAAAAAUGGAUUCCUGCGCAAUAUCGUUUACCUGUGCACGUGGAAACGAGACGACCGACAAUAUCGCGCCGAGUUCGAAUUUUGGCGAUCUAUCCCGUAUGUUAACAACGUCUCGGAGGCCGUCAGCCGCCUUCUCGCAAUACGUGGAGGUGAAGCCAUACACAGACUGGAGGCAACCAUUAGGCGCCAUACAAUGAGACCAAAAGACCUUCUGUCACGGCAACAAACAUUUGGAGCCGUUUACCGAACCUGAUGAAGUUGCCGGCAAAGCAGCUACGUUGGAGAAACUGGAAGACUGCUCCGGACAGGAAUGGUUGAACACGCGGCAGCAGUGCGGAUAGCUGAGGUCAAAACUCCGGUCGCGGUUCGAUGAAGUCAACAUUAUCACAGGAGGGAUAGUCAAGUGAGCCGCGAAUUUCUUGACUCAUGGUUCUUAGGACCCUAGUCUAUUAAAAAAUACAAUGAAAUCCCCACCACAUAUUCGACAUUGAUACUUACAAUGGUCAACGUGAUUGACCACUCUGAGAGCGGGAAGACUGGUGGAUCAGAUGGCCGAGCAAUAAUCACGCCAAAAUCCGAUAUGGGUGUUGGAAUGUCAGGUACUUAAAACGCAUGCCGGUCAUCAAGCAAUUAAUGUAUGAUAGGACUGUCUUCUAUGACCUUCUUAACAGGGCAUGAGAACAGGAAUCGCUUGCAAUAAAAAUGGCUUGACCCAACGUUCAGUGAACUUGCGGUUAGAGUUAUUUUGAGGACAACGUUUAGGGCUAUAUUUAAAGUUGACGGUAAGUUAAGUCGGGACCAAGUUUAGGAUUAAAGUAGGGGCUAAGGCUAACUGCAGAGUUAAGUUUUAGGGUUGGGUAAGGAUAGAGGUUAGGACAACGUUUAGUCUCAUAUUAGGGCUAAUGCUGGGGUUGGGACAAUUUUGCCCCUUUCGGAUAUUUGCGCAGGUUCAGCUUUAUUUCUUGGGGGGGUGGUUCGCAUUCCCAAGUCCCGUUUAGGGGCCACAUAAGACAGUCCUACCCAGAGCGCAACUAUCCCUAAUAAAGGGGAAAGCCGUUAACUGCCGUAGUUAUGCAUUGGCGACUGCAGUCUGUAGAUACUGCAACUUCCUUUGCACUUAUUACCCGUGUCUGCAACUGUCUGAAAUGGUGGGUCCAAGCAUAAAACCGAAACGUGGCAGAAAUAAAGUUUUUUAAUCCAGCGAUGGCAUUAACGUCUUUUGUACAAGUAGUGUGUCCGCAGAAGGUGCACUACUGAAGGGUUGCAGUCACUGAGCGCUGACAUCGUCAUAGCCACCUGUUUUUAAUUUCAUGCCCUUUUUGCAGGAAUGGUGUAAAUCCUUUUCCAAAUAUGUUACCGUCGAGGAAGCCAGUAAGUUAAGCAGAAAAUUUCUUAUUCAAACACGAUUGGGAGGAGUACAGCUGGGGCUAACAAAUGCGCUGAGGGGGGUAAACUGUUGGACUUCUAACAUGAGUGGGAUUGUCGAUAGAAGCGAAGAAACUAGUCCCAGGAAUCAGUUGUGAAUAAGGAGACACGAUCGGUGGGACAAGAGCUUUAUUCGCCUGACGUUUCGGAUUCCAGAUAAUAAGUUUGAAAAGGAAUCCGAAACGUCAGGGAAAUAAAGCUCUUGUCACAGCGAUCGUGUCUCCUUAUCCUCCAGCGGGAUCGCUAGAAGGGGUGGAAAAACAGGGCAGAGCAACACCAACCCUGUGGAGAGGGUUUUCUGAGACUUGUAGCCCAAAAACAACCGAAAAAACAGUUUUGAAAGGGAAACAAAGUUCACUAAUGUAAUUGAAUCCUGCGUUGUUCGAAUCCCAUCCGGGAAAAUAUCCAAUCAAUCCGCUAGUGGUCGCUUGUUGAUAUGGAACACGUGUUUUGUCGCCUCCCUGUCAGAAGUGGUCACAACUUUUCCAUGAGAAAUAUUUCAUACAUAGAUCGUCAAAAAUAAAGUUGACCAAAUAAAAAUGUGCAGAAAGCACGCUAAGCGGCUGCGGUUCCGUCAUCGAUAGGAUGCUCACUAAUUAUUAAAACGCCUUGAAAACCUCUGUCUGCUGCAAACUCACAAUGUCUAAACAUAGAUGAUUUGAAGUUGAAGAUAGGCUCUCCGGAAUUGGUUUAUUUAAGUGCUGACGCUUCAAAGAGCUGGGUCGGCUUUUCAUUGUCGAAGCGUAAAAUGCACUUAAUUGAUUAAAAAUUUAAUUUAAAUUGUCAUGUUGUGUUGGCCGGCCUCAUGCUGAUCGAUUUUUUCUCUCCUUCCGCUGCCUCGGCCUCUCGGGAGACGGUUGACGGGUGUUUUGUUUGUGUGCUUUGUGAGUCACCACUCCAUCGAGGGGAGCUGAUUGGACUUUAGUCGGGCGGUUGGUCUGGCGGUUCUUCUUCUUCCUCACCGAGUAAACUCAGCGUCGGGCUAUCUCCGUGCAGCCUUCUUAAGUCCGAUGCGGUUGUUUGGUCCUGAGCUCUAAGAUUGUAAAGACGUAAGGCUUUGUAAGCUGCAGGAAGGUCCAGAUGCCUGUUGAUAGAGAAGGCAUCGGAGAACCACGCCUCGAGAGUUAGCCGUUCUGUUUUUGUGUUGCCUCGGCCUAAGAUGGUAGCCCUCUGGAGGUCAAAAGUAUGCCCCGUUUCUCCAACGUGUGUUGCUAGUUGAGAAUUAGGGUCUAACCUCCGUGUGGCCGAUUUGUGUUCUUGUAGGCCAGUUUGCGAUUUCCGCCCGGUUUCGUCCACAUAGUUGCAGCCGCCCCCAUUGCAAUUUAUUUUGUAGAUGACUGCUGAGGUUUCAGGGGGGGGACAAUGGGUCCUUGGGUUGAAUCAGGCGACGUCGAAUUGUUGCCUGUGGUCGAUGAGCUAUGCCUACUCUGGUGGGUUUUAACAGUCGCGAGACCGCUUCAGAGACCCCUUUAACGUAAGGAAUGACCCUCCAGACUUCGGGUUGCUGCUCAUUCGGCCGUCGUUUGGGCACCCAACAUCUGCUUCUCUCGAUGGAAUGCCUCGGAUAACCAUUGGUUGCAAAUAGUUUCACAAGGCACAAUCGUUCGGCCCCUUUAUCUCCUGGUGUACUGCAGUGUGUUUCGACUCUUUGGAAUAGAGUGCGGACACAACUACGUUUGUGAGACAGUGGAUGGUUGCUGUUGAAGUGUAGGAUCUGUCUCGUGUCAGUGGAUUUUCGGAAUACUAUAGUUUGCAGCUGUCCGGAGUGGUACACCGGCGCACAAGUACGUCAAGGAAGGGCAGUUGGUUGUUUGUUUCUGCUCCCAUCGUAAAUUGGAUAUCCGGAUUAACGGAGUUCAGUAGUUCCUUUAGAUGUUCAAUGCCAGUUGUUUUGACAACGAAGAAGGUGUCAUCGACAUGGCGGGCCCAGAACUUUGGUUGAUACUAGGUGAACACCAGGUGUUCUACCCGUUGAAGAACUACGUCAGAUGACGAAUAAAUUCCACAGAGAUUAUUCCUACUAAAAUUUCCAAUUAAACAGACGGACUAGUUUUCGAACGGGCCGUCUUGCAACCGCCCCUGUAAACUGUGCCCGAAAUCAACGCACUGCUCAAAUAACAUGCGUGAGAUGUGCGCAUGGGCACUUAAACUGUCUGCUUACUUGGACAAUACGAAUGCAUUUCAGGAGACUGUGACGUAAAUUGCAUUUGAAAAGUCAAGUUGGCAAACGCUUGUUUUCGGUAAUUCUUCGUCAGGUCAAUACAAUUACAUGACGGAAUGAAAACGUACAAAAUCAUCGGUUUAAAAGAAGGCGAAGGCACGAUCACUGGGACAGUAGGUUUAUUUGCCUGAGCUUUCGAACUUGAACUAGAGUUCAUUAGCAGAGACUACUGGAGGGCAGCAAAUUGUGAACAUUUAUAUCGUUCGUCCUUGCGGGGGGGGGGAGAGGGGAGAGGGAGUACCUCCGUGGCUAGGUAGGGUUUGUGCCGCCUGGUCCACGAUGUUCUCCCGGCGUGGUGACGCCGUUUGUACUUCGCGACGGUGUGAGCUGCGCCACCUGGCUGCGUGGGCGGAGCGCGUUAUAACACGCCGGCAAAUCGAUGUGUCUGUUGAUAGAGUUGGUGUCCGACACACAUCGCCUUCGCCUUCUUUUAAACAAGAACCUGGGAUGCGCAUAUUCUCUUUCAUUCGUGAAAAUCAUCGGUGUUUAUAGGUGUCUCAAGGGCUAUUAAGUCAUUAACACUUAUCAUCCCCACGCCGCAUGCAUGAUAAGGUUGAUGAGUGUUGGUCGUCAGAGCUAGGGGAGGGGACUAAGAGAGUCUUCGAGCGAUGUUCUUGGAUAGAGUACACGGACUACUCAUUAUUGUAAUUAGGGAUUUGAGGCGCCAUGUCAUCAUCACUUGGGAUUGGCGUUGGCCACGGCAGGGAGAGCGCUUGUUUCAGGGAUUUCGGACAGUAUAACGCCGGAUUCGCUAGCCGCAAAGCCACUGUCUCGGCCGUUGCUAGUAUCCGUUGACAUAGGCCUUUAGAGAAGCAUGUUGGGGUCCGGUAGACAAUCUGAAAUGCUUCCUUGACAUCGACACGGUGAUCCGCAUCGAUUAAAUGUGCGAGAAUAGUACUCGAAAUCGACCGGUCACCUCUGUCCAGCCAGGCGGACAUAUGUUCACACAGCCUCUUUACCAGACGUCUCGUUGUGCGGCCAAUGUAUCCCUCUCUAUAGGAGCAAGUCAAUGAGUAGAUGCACAUUGAUGUGGCCUCCAACGGUAGUCUGUCUUUACCCCCAAACGCAGGAGGGGAGAGUUUGUGAAGCAUACUCGUAAAUUCGCCGCGGGAAUGUCCCCGUGAUGGCUGUAGUUAAGCGCCGUCUGCAUAGUUCGCUCGCUACGUCCCCUGCAAUAUGCAUCUUCCUUUUCCGCCGUCGCAACAGUGGGCUUUGUGGCGCGUUCUCCAAUAUUUCGGAGGAUAAAUCUAUCCGGGUAUCCGUUCUCCCGAAGUGUGUUCCGCAGCUUUUGGAGUCCUUCUUCAAUAGCUUCAGGUGAGCAGGUGCGUCUCACUCUAGCCGCCAAUCCCUGGACUGAUUUUCUUUUUGAUAUAUAGGGGAACAAAACUGUCGAAAAUAACGUACUGUCCCGCCCAGGUUUUCUUUCGGAACACCCUGCGCUGGAUAGACCCAUCCUCUUGCCUAGGCAGAAUGACAUAGAAGAAGGCAAUUUCGUUAUUUGCCUCGGCCUCUGCAGUGAACGUUAGCAAGGGGUGCGCACUGUUGAACUUUUGGACAAGAUCCUUGGUAUUGGUGAUACCAUCCGCCAGGCACAAUGCAAUAAAUUGCAUUUAUUACAGGUUUGAAGAGCGGCGCCGGCAAGCAUCUUUAUGAGUUGGCGUCUUCAUGUACAUGCAAUAUGUACAUGCACAUCCAUUUCAGCGAUAAUUUUGAGAGCACAGAUUAAGGACCUCGUGAGAAUUCAAAAAUGUAGAUCAAUUUUCGUAGUAUGCAGGUGAUCGAGCUACUAACUCCUGUCAGAGAUGUUUUCUAGGCAACAAACAACGUUUAAAAGUUGGAACAAGAUGUGAAUUAUGGCGUCUCUUUCGCCAUGGCAGGAAUAAAAAUUCACAAGCAUCAAAAAGCGAUUUCUUUCAGCCGCAGCGGAGUAAACGAGCAAUAUUCAUUAAACGGCCCACAGGCAGCUAGUUGUGUAUGCUGUAGUAUGGGAUACCAUACGGGCAGUUUAGGUGCUAGCUUCAAGCCCAGAAACGUGUUUCUUUGAUAUCCUGUCACUGAGUGACACAGCUAUGAGACGUUUGGCGCAUUUAUGAAUCCCACAGCAUUCAUCGUGUGCUUUCGGACAGAUAAUCCAGCUUAGGAAUCGUUGUUUUUUUAAUUUUUUCAGAAGCUAACCGCCAACAUGAAAUAAGUCAGUUGAAACUAAGUUUUGUAGGCGAAGAUCGAAAUUUGCCUCCCUAUGAAAAUGCGACAUUAGGUGCACAUUUAUUUCAUCGGUAGUUUGAAGCACACAGCUUGUUAGUCGUGAACAAACACUACAGGCAAUAAUAAUGUUUCUUGUAUUACAUGGAUUUAAAUCUACCACCUACGCACGAUUUACCAGAUUAAAGUCCGAGACUUCAUUACACAUCGUGAAGUUGUCUACAAUUGCCGAAUUUGUAAAAUGUUGUCAGAAAUUUAAUGUGGAAAAGAAGUUUCGCACUCCUAGGAAGCGGAUGCAAUUGCUGGAGCAGGCAAUUUACUGGCCUGAAGUUUUGACCAAGGAACAUCUUUUUCAAGCAAGCGCAUCUUCUUCUAAACCGUCUCCAGGAUCCUUGUUUCCUUUUUUGGCGUUUUUUGUAAAGAAUGCCCAAAAUCGUAAACGAGUCACUGACACGCUGAAACUCGGCAAACUCUACCGUCACCAAGACACAUGUCACAAUUUUACAAAAAAAGAUUUUUUUGACACAAUAAUUUCCCGUCUCUGGUGUCAUCCACUCAUUGUAUUGUAAAUGUUUGGUCACCGAUCUACACUUUGCUAUAAGAUUUUAUGAAUAAUUGCAUUGACGUAGCGUCCUCCGCAUUCAUAGCCUCCUCACCGCAGCGAACCGCCUUACAAACAAUGCAUGUUUUUUAUGGAAUAUAACUGACUUUGUAAGGGCAUUGAAAACCAACGAGAAGAACUCAUGCUACUUAAGUGGUCGUUUUUUUACCGAGUGUAGUUUCUGCACUGUAUCGUCGUAAUCAAGGUUGCCAAUGUAACCGCAUCUCCGUUCACAUUUUAAACAGUUGAGUACUAUUCAAAAAUCAAGUUAUUCCGUAGGUUACUUACAUUUGACACCAGGAAAAUUAGAAUAGUUAGCGCGUGGACCGAAUUUUAUAAACCAAUGCUACCAAUGUGUACUUUGCUCAAGGAUCCAGUUUAAAUGAACAGAUCUUUCUCGUCAAACGGGUAUUCGAAAUAAGUUUUCUGUCCACAGUUCACUGGGAGAUGUCCGUCUCGACCGUCGUUAGGCAGGCGUCUGAAAACAUGCCUAACCAAUAUGCAGUAGUGAAUGAAUAACUUUGCAACAUUGGUCAAACUUUGCCCACUCAAUUUCAUCUACUUAAAUGUAUGCUAAAGUAGUUCUGUCAAUUGUCGGCAGUUUUCAAGGCCGAAAGUACUUUUCAGUGGGAAUAAGCGAUCUGUUCUCAGCGGUUAAAUCAUUUUCAUAUGCAUUGCUUGAAAAAACAGAGCAUAAGCCUCUUUGAACUUGAGAACUAGGUGCAAACGAGCUCCUGCCUUUUUCGCAAGGGUCAGCAACGAAGCAGACUUUGAAGAGUUUUAGAACACCUUCUUGCGAGACAUUCCUUUUUUAUGAGACAGCCCAACCAGAUGCAGUGCUUUAAUACGAACGUGAGCAUCUGCGGAUGUAGUGCGGGAUUACCGUCUCGUCUUUAAUGGCAGUAAACUAAUUAAAGAAUUUGCAUGCAUAAUGCGAUUACUGACUAUUUUCAAUCGCUCUGAAUUCCGCCCAAGGAGGUGAGGGCGGGAGAAGUAGCUUUGCCAUCUGUCUUAAUGCAACUAAAGGAAAAGCGUCCCCCAGCCGAAGUUAGAGGGCGUCUAAAUUCAUGAAAGAUAGACGAUGUUUUAACAUAACAACUGCCUAACUUCCAUGGUAAGAAACUGGGAUAAAGGCAGGACAAUCGAUAUUGAAGAUGGCGCAGGGCUCAAUACCCAGCCCACUAAUUAAUUCAGCGCAGUUGCUGAGAUAUAAAUGCAGAUACACACACUUACUACAAAGGUGGAUUUGAAGCGGAAAUGUUGGGAGUGUUUUUAUCAUAACGGCAGACCUGUCAUCCCCGUAAGUGUAAAAAUCAGAAGCUACUGAGCUGGCCUUUUAACGAGGACCUUAUUCGACAAUGAGCAUUUGUAGACAGUUGUCAAAUGAUAGCAUAGGUAUCCAAGAGACUGGUGUAUGUCUAAAAUAAAUAGAUAUAUGACAUAUCGUCCGAAAAAUUGAUUAAGACCAGAUUUCACAGAUUUAUCCAGAGAAGUGAGACGUGUUGCACACAAGCGUACUAAUUAGGCAACUUUUUUUAGAGAUUAAAGUGAAAAUAUAUAAAUAUUUUUGAAUCACUAUAGAACCUUUUCAGUCAUACGCAGAAGUCGGGAUUGUAAACGAGUUCACCAGGAAAAUUUUACCGUCUGAUUAAAUUAAAGCCAUUUCGCCAAAUAGCUUUCCUUAUAUAUAUGCAUAUAUUAAGAAGAUAAACUUCUAUGAGAAACUGCAAAUUUUAUUGUAUAAACUUCCAAGGCUGGUCCCCCAGAUCGUCUUCAAACUAUGAGUACGCACUGGAACAGAUGCUGACCAGUCACAAUCCCUUGUUAAGCCCAGUUAAGAAGUUAAUUGUUUUAACGCACCUAUAGUCCGGAAACGAGCUGGGGAACUAUUAUCCAAAAAUUUGUACAUUGGAAAUUUCAGCUUCGCAAGGAAUUUCAUCUUCUUUGUUAAAUUUCGUAGGAUGUCCGUCUUCUAAUAUAUAUAAAUUUGUACGUCUUUUUUAAUACUGUUUUUGCGCAAUACUAUGCGGUGCAUUUUCUGGAUUCACUCCUGAUUUGUUAUUACUUAAAAACCAGGCCAGCAAAGGUCCAUCUAUAUUUUUACGUUUCACAAAGUGUCCCCGCAAUUCAUUUUCUAGUAUCGUAAAUAAAAAUUGGCUUCCAGAGUUCGUGCCCACUCUCAAAUGCCAGAAAAACUCUUUUUCAGAACCCACACGUAAUAUAUUAUUGAAAAAACGAUUUGUGCAUAUAUUCUGGAAGUUGAAAAUUCAUUGAAACGUCUACAUUUGUUGCUGACUCGAAAUAUGUUUUCCAAUUGCGGUGUCUCAGAAGACUAAAGGAUUCUCUGCAUCUGUUUAACAGAUUGCGAAUUGCUUUAAAGUGGAUUUUAAAGGCGUCUGGACUUUUUAGAAGCCAAGGUCAUGUAUUAGAAUAAAGUUGAAGUGAGUUUGUACCUAAAGUUAGUUUUUUUCGUGUUUUCCAAACUAUGGGUAUUAUACGCUCAAAUCUUUAAAUGAGGGUAAUUUUGUUAACGAACCUCUUUUGUCAUGUGAUUAAAAGAAGCAGAGGUCGGUGCUAAACUCUGUCAGAAGUAUAAUGUGCAAUAGUUACUACAGUGGCAGUGGAAAGCCAAACUGCCAGUUUAUAUUGAGCAGACUAACUUCUAGUUUGCUCUGUCUACAGGUUUGCGUAGGUGUACCAUUCUUUUUGUUAUAUACCGCCAAAAAUCAUUGUUGCAUGACGAACAUCUUGCGAGUUUGAUUUCCCGAGUUCUGGGCCUUCAGCUAGUGCCAAUGUCAAAUGACAAAUGGGACGUGAAUAUGUAUGGUCCCUCGAAUACGCCCCUCGAAAGUGCCCUUCAGUGCACAAAAAUAGGCAGAAUGCGCAAAUAGAUUUUUCCUUUCUGGAUAUUUAAAAGCAUCAAGUUCCACCUCCUAAAAGUUCCCUUUUAUCAUCUUUUAUAUAAUGCAGGUCGCCUUACACCUUACAGUGGAUGUGCUAACCAUGGAAAUGUUGACCGAAAUUCUGAAAUGCGUUUUCUACUCGAAAAGAUCGCUCAAGUAGGGAAGUAAUAUUAACCGAUGUGCAGCACAAUCCCAUAAUAAUUCAGCUAUUAUAGGGUGUUGGCUUUUAAGCGAACUUGUAUCUGACCGCCUGCCAAAACUACAUUCUGUAAACGAUAACUGCCUAAUAAGUAUGGAAUUUUGUAAUUAGUUUUCCAUGCUCUUAUGAAACUUUACAUAUUUCGUAAAAUAUAUAUAAAAAUAGUCACUCUUUUACUCAUUAAUGAAGCAGUACAUCUUCUUAAAAUUUUUCAUACUUAAAGAAAAUGUCUAACUCGAGUUUAAAAUUUUAUAAUAUAUGAAUUACUAAAGACCUUGAAAUGCCUGUUCAUGUAACAUCAUGUCUUUGUAUUUGCUAAAAUUGUUUGCAAAGUCUACAAUGUGGCUGAAAUCCAGUGCUAAAUUUUAUGAAGCCCCUACGGCUUCCUCCUAAUACCGUAGAAUAAUGCAUGAAUUUUUGUACACGGAAAAGCCUGAAGUUUAUAAACCAUUAGUGGCAGUAUAACGACAGGCUGGGUUCCACAUUACUUGAGAAUGGGAGUUUUUAAAAGCCGAUUUGUACCCUUUCUUCAAGUAUAAAAAUUUGAAGAAGACGUAGUGCUCCAUUAAAUGAAUAAAAGAGUGAAUACAUAUAUAUAUAUUUUAUGAAAUAUAUUUUAAUUCAUAAGGGCAUGGAAAACUAAUGAUAAAACUCAUACUAACCGAGCAGUUACCGUUUACAAUGCAUAGUUUUUGCAGGCGGCUUGAGAAAGUUUGUUCAAAAGCUGGCAUCCUGUAAUAACUGCACCAUUAUGGGACUGCGUUGCACAUCGGCUAAUAUUACGACCGUACUUUAGUAAUCUUUUUGAGUCGAAAACGCAUUUCAGAGUUUUGGUUAAAAUUUCGCUAAUAUGCACAUCUUCUAUAGUUCCAAAAAGUGCGCAUUCCGUGCCCGACUCUGGAAUCUACGCGAUCAUUCUGCAUAAGUUAGUUGAUCUUGACCACAAUGUUCAGUAGAAUUGUGCAUUGCCACAUAUAACUCACGCGUUCGGUUCAAGGACAUGUGAUUAGCACAUACAUAAAAAUAUUUUAUUGCACAGAUGUAGUGAAUUGUUUCUGUUUAGCCAUCGUAUGCUCGAUUACCAGAGGUAGAUGGGCAACUAAGAGUGAUUUAUGUGCCCUUAGCUGCACUCAGAUAUCCGCAUUGUAAUGUCUAAGCCGUCUGCUGGACACGUUUGUAAGGAUUUUGGGCAAACCAUUGAACUUUCGCAAAUUUUUCUAUUUCAAGAAGAUGUGGCCACAUUGACUUCCAGAAACUCUAAGAUCCGCGGUAGACAGUGAAGGAGACCUUAUUUUUUCCGUCGCAAUCCCUACUGUUCACCGGAAACACCGACUUCAUUCUGCAUGCUUGAGACAGUGCUAUCGCGUUGUCUAACAGGUACCAUCUCGCUUGACCAGUAUACUUGGGUACAAAAGGGCAAAUAAGGCACUCAGAGUCCAUUAAGGCGUUCGGAGGUAAUUGUCUUCCUCUAAAUUAUGGCCUUAAAUCAAACUGGCGGAAAAGAGUAGUUGUACAUUACAUAUCGGAGGAGUAUUUUGGAGUCCGGAAAUGUAAGCUCUGUUCUACAGACAUCUGAAUGUUAAAACAGUCGCAGAAUGGCAAGGAGACGUUAGGCGCUCUAAGACUACAUUUCUCUGGCUUAUCAAACCCGUAUCAAACAUUCUAGACACUGUUGGACCAAUUCGUUUGAACUGAGCUGAAAAAGUCUUGGCUACAAGGUGGACAACGUUUAAUAAACUAAUAUAUUCAAAAGGCAAGUUGGCGAGCAUACAUCUGCUUCCGAUAAAUUCUCUUCAGGCAUGUGCAUUUAUAUGGCUAUUAAAAUACAGGCAAGGAGAUAAUUAUGCUGUAGCUCGCGUUUGGAGAAAAAGUGAAAGCCCAGAAUUCCGUCAGCGUCAGGGAGAUGAUGGGCUUCAGAAAAAGGCAAUUAUAUACAAGUGGCUGGAUUUGUGGCUUUGAGCCAUAACAAUUGUGGGACCUGUAUGAGGUACUUCUGAGCAGAUGAGACUACGUUUGUUCAAAAGGGUAAAGGAACAUCAUCCAGCAUGGUUAGGAAAGGGUCAAAUAGGGAAUAUCAACAGCUCUGUACUCACGCACAUGGCAGACAAAGACCACCAUGUAAACGCUAGAGAGGCUUCACAAGUGAUUAACAAGAUUCCACCACCACCAUCAUCAUCAUCAUCAUCAUCAUCAUCAUCAUCAUCAUCAUCAAAUAUGAUUAAAAUCGCAUCGUCUGGCGGGUCCUCAUAACUCAAGUGAAUAAAGCGUUGUCUGUAUUAAAGCCUUCCCCGUACUGCGUAAGUUCAAAUCCUACCGAGGCGUCGAGUUUUCACAAUUGGGUCAAUCUGAUUUUCAUCAAACUAUCAAAAUCUACUUGGGCAGCGCCUGUUUGCUCCGGCAAAGGCCACUGCUAUCAGGCUACCUGAACCGGUCCUACGCGCACAGGAUAAUUUCAUGCAGGUCCCGCCAUUUUCAUGGGUCAUGGCCCACAAGCCGUAUUUUCUGACUUACUAUUUCAAUAACCAUAUAAAUGCAUCGGCUUGAAGAGAAUUUAUCAAAGGCAAACAUAUUCUCGCCAAAUUGCGUCAGUGGGAAUGUUUACAACCCUUAAACUAUUAUGUAUUACUUCUAGGAGUAUUCAUAAUGAAUUUUGCGAAUCAUUUUCUAGCAUUUAUGGAAGGAUAUCCUUACUAACAUCGCCUACUUAUCACUCCACUGGCGAGCGAAAAAAAGGAUUUUUCUUGAGAUUCUCUGGGGCAAAUUCCUACUCACUAUCGAGGGAAUUCAGCCCGUAAUGCUCAGGGCUGUUCCAAUUCUAGAUAGUGAACGGUUACUGCAGCUUGUCCUCAUUUCGAAUCUAUUUCCAAGCGACAAAUGGCUGUCCCAAGUGUCCCAAAAUUGGGAACGGAUUGCAUCACUUACAUUACUGCUGUAGAAUCCAUCCUCAAGUGGGGCAAUCUGCGUGCAACCACUGCCUGCGGCAAUGACAGUCAUUUUACGCAAGAAUGAUGUAAUUAUUUCAAGACCAAAAACGAAGAUUCGAUGUCCAACACCAAAUUCCAUUAUUCUAUUACAAUUCUCUCGAGAUUGUUUCGAAAAUACACUUUCUGAAUGGAACCUUAAGUUUAAAAUUGGACUUUUGUGAACUCCACUCAUGUUUUCUUCUCAGCAAAAUUCCCUAAAGCUCCUCUGAACUUGAUAUCACCGCACAACGCGCUCCUGUUAAACCAGAUCAUAAAAAUCAAGUUUUUUUAAAAAUUCCCGACCCCUGUAAAAAUGAACAAAAGGGAAAAACGCGAGAAAAAAAUUAAAAGAAUGUGAGUGAAUCCACUAAAUUUUGACUGCUCAAGUUGAACGUGCUUUCUUAUAGCAGAGAUAACAUCCGAGAACUUGAAUCAGGGGCCGUCCGAGCAAUAGGUCGAUAUUUGUUUAAACGUAUUGAUAUCCUAGCGGUCUUAGGAGAAGCCAUCAUUUCAAUCUAUUUAAACAACAUCGACAAAAAGGCCUUACUGUUCCAUAUUCCUCCUGGGCUCACAUAGACCUGCUGUUUUAGCCUACAGACUAACCAAAACAUGACCAGCCUUUUCAUUUGGUUUUGGAUUGCCCGUCAUUCAUUUGCUCUGUGGGAAAUAUGUCGACUCCCUUCGCACCUCCAUAAUUAGCGCGUCCUCUAAGUUACCUUGAUCCAGUUGUAUCGGAUGCAUCUGGGAACUUAGACUCCCCCAGUACUGCACGUGGCCUUGUGCUACUAUCCGGGGGAAUCCUAGUCUUAUGUCCCGGCCUUAAUCCUAACCGUCACACUUGCCCAACUCUAAUACUGACCCCAUUUAUAACACUUAAUCACCUGGAAAUUAGAGCAAGGUCAUCCGCAAUUGGGUAUAAAUAUAUUUACGUGUCCGACCGCUGCAACCUUGCAGACGUCUUCACUCCGCAGACAAGAAUUAAAUCUCCCAAACAUUCAAUCAACAAUUUCAUUAAGUUUUAUGAUUACAUCCCUCAAACUCACGCAUUAAAAUCGUUAAGCAUACCAAUGCCAAUAAUUGUGACUUUUAGAAGAAAUGAAAGUGUUAUUUACGCGGUGCCUGCCAAUAACGCAAGUGUAACGAGAUGCAAUGUUACAACUCUCCUGGAAUACAGUUCAAAUACAUUAGUCGUAUUUUUUCGAGUUUCCACGUCCUCUUUACCACGUUAGCAAUGAGUGUGACUGACUGACAGAAAAGAUAAAAUUAAACAAUUAUUUGGACACUUGUAUCCACGAAUUUGAAAGUAAAGAUGACGGCUGCUUUCGAGCUCCUGAGAUCCACAAAGCUAGUCUAAACAUCACAGGCAGGGACAGGAAAAACUGUGAACCCGAAAACCGAAUUUCUAUUUAUUUCCAUCAUGCCGGUAUACCUGUAUCAGAAGGAGAUACGAAACCUCCGUAUUGCAGUCGGCCUUGCAAUAACUUCCGAGAGAUUGUGGUUAAAAGUAGAUGCGAUCGCUAGACAGGAGCCUCAUUCGCCUGACGGUAUUGAUUCAUUCUGGAUACCAGCAUCAGAAAGCGUAUCAGAUACAGAUAAUUCACACGCAGAAAGUUUCAAUAUUUAUAGGAUGCAGUCGCUAUGCUACUGCAUACCUGUGACACUUAACGGCCCUCCACAAUUCAUCGAGGAUAGUUACUCCAUCCGCGCAUGUCAUCAAUGGCUGAAAUUUAAUCACCCGCUUUGGGUGUUGGCGGAUGAUUGUUCGGCCACCCGUCCCACAGUCCUGCACGUUCCUCAAGUGGUUACUAACUCUGGCCAAAGUAAGCCUCAGCACAGAAUAUGGCGUGGGGAAGUCAUUGUACUUGUUAAUAGAUCGGGGUCCCUUAAACAAUGAGACAAACGACUCGCGACUUGCGUGAUUAUCCCCUCUCGGGGAGUUUCGACCGCACCAAACUUGAAUGUGUGGCCGAGUCUCGUCGAAUGAGCCGCGACUCGGGUGCUGACGUCACUUAUACGCACUGCUGUUGCGUGUUCAACCAUUCGUGUCCGGAGCAGUCUUUCAGUUUCCCCGACGUAGCUGUUUGUCGUCAACUGCAUCAGGUCCAAUAAACGACACCAGAUGCUUCUUAUCGUGACAGUGGAUAUUUUGGUCUUAUUAUCUAGCGACUAAGGGUUGCCUCCGGUCUGCCCAUCACUCCACCUCCAAGUGGUUCGAGAAGGCGGCUGAUGGCCUUCGAAACUUUCUUAGUGUACGAAAUCCCUCAGCAUCAUUUGCGAUCGGUGCGACUAUGUCGCUCAUCUUGUUUGCGCAUGCCCCAUUUGACGAAAUUACGCAGAUAACCCCGUCCAGUUUAUUGUUAUUCGAUAACUUUGUCUUCCGGUCCACUACAAAACGUCCAAACACGCCGAUAUACCGCUCUUACGCAAUUGCAUUUUUGGCUAAUUAGGUGGUUGUUGUUGUUGAAGUGCAAUACGUGCGUCGCAUUUGUCGCUUUCCUGAACACUUUAGUCUUAAGAUCAUCAGAAAUUUUGCGGCAGACAGGACCAUCAAGGAAGGCCAGCUGGUUAUUUCCUUCCUCCUGGAAGACAUAGUUGAGACAUUCUUCGAGUUGCACACAGACCAAAUGCAACCAUUAGGCGCCGGCAAUGAGACCAAAAGAUCCACUGCCAAGACAAGAAACAUCUGGAGCCGUCUAUCAGAUUUGGUGCAGUUGUCGGCACAAAAACUGCGUCGGAGAUACUGGAAGCCUGCUCCGGUCGGGAAUGGUUAAACACGCGGCAGCAGUGCGGAGAAAUAGCUCCAACACUCGAGUCGCGGCUCAGUUAACGGGACCUGGCCGUACAUUUAAGUCGAUGCGGCCGAAAUCCUCCCAAAAGCGGAUAAUCGAGUGAGCCGUUAUACCUUCCCGCUAUUAAAAUUUGUAAGGACGCAUCAGAGGUGAUUGAUGUUCAUUGCUACUCUCUUGAAUAUCUCUCACCGCACUUGAAGUUAGUGAAAAAUAUUUCCCACCCUCCUCAAAUCUAACCAGAGCUACAAUCAGUGUCCUUUCUCUCUUUACAUAGUAUUCUGCAUAGAAUUUGCUAAGACGGUUUAUCUAUCUCAAAAGCUGUAUUGCUAAAAAAAACAAUCUCAGUAAAUAGACGGUUUUAUUUUUUAUAUUUUGACUGGACGUGCCCUGCUCAGAAGUUCUUGCACCUAUACCCAUCUCAACCAAAUGCCAAAUGCCUGUAAUCCCAAUAAAUUAAAAUGUCAGCCUCAGGCACAGACAGGUUCUGAAAUCAAUGCUAUCAGUGCGGUCGCGACUAAGCACUCAUUUCUCGGGGAACAUUUUACUUCCCGAGACUUUCAACCAAACAUAUUUUCAGCAGUUUCACGCGCAUAUUGCCAACGGGUUUGUUAGCGGCGCUAACGGGGUCUUCGGCUCUUUUCUGCUACAUACUGAACUUUUUGUAAGCGCCAUUUAGACCUGCCUCGCCUUCUCUGGAGGUGGUUGGUGGGCGGUUUACGUGUGUGCUUCGUGAGUCACCGCUUCGUCGGGGGGGGGGGGAUGACUGAACCUUUGUCGGGUGGUCGGUCUGGUAGAUCUUCCUACUCAACGACUAAAGUCGCCGUCGGGCUGUCUGUAAAUCGCCUUCUUAAUUCUAAUAUGGUUGAUUGGUUCUGAGGUCCACAUCAGCACGUAAGUAAACCUGUUGCGGUGAACGCAUUUUUUCUUCGAAUCUUUAACCCGGAUCUCUCAAAUUUUGCAGUCUGAGCAUUGAAAUAUCCACCCUCUAUUUUAGGUUAAAUUGUCCCAAAUUUAAUGGAAUGUUAGAGUUAGAGUUGGGCAGAGCAAGGAAGGAUAAGGUUAGGGUUAGGGCAUGAGAACAGGAACUCCUGGAAUUCAACGCGAGGUCACCUUUAGUACUGGCGGAGGUCCAUAUUCCCUCGCCAAACCGAUGACCAUCGGUGUUUCAUGAGCUGCAGUGUUUGGUUUAAUUGGUAAAUGCAAGAGGUUGCCACGAAACAUGUCUUUGUAGGACGUACGAAGAGUUGAGAAUAUCAGGACUGUGGGUUUAUUCUAACAAUGCCAAGGGGGAUCACGUCCCCCCUAGGAGUCCAAUGGGUUGGAUGUGGUUUUGUAAUCCCAUCGGAAGCAAACAAACCCCAGUCACCUCUAAUACGGGACCGGUGGUAAUAGAGAUUUUACAGAUGGACCCGGGAAACGCACAGGCGACGACCUCAAGUAGUUUUAUGCAAAAGAAAAGCUAUUGGGAGUGCCCGGUUGUACUAUAAAUGGUUGAGAAAAAGUUGCCCCAACCCUUAGCCCUACCCCUAACCCCUAACCCUAACCUAUAAACCCUGAGCAUAACCCCUAACCCUAAACUCAACAGUACUGUGUCCAUCAGGUGGGGCUACCAAACCACAUCUUACCGUUCAUUGCCAGUAUUGAGCGUCAUUAAAAGAACAUUUUCUACAUUCGGCCUUUUACUGUUGCCCCUGUGGGCACAUUUUAGUUGUUAGUCAUAGAAGACGUGCACAAGCGGUAUCUUCUGAGAAAAAUACUCACAGUUAUUCCAAAAAAGCACUUCAUUAUCUCCUUUGCAUAUAGCACCCGUCAACCGACGAUAGAAGGCUAACCCAUGGUGGGGCCUCCAAACUAGCCAGCAAGUAGGGCAAAAUUAAAGAAUUAUGCUCAUAAAAACAUGAACAACGGUUGACGCAUCAGUAGCAGAAGGAUCAAACUGCAAACUAUAAUUUUUACGGCGAUUAGGCGCGCAAAAUAACGCGAAAUCGGUUGUCGGUUAGUAGACCGCUUUAAUAACAAGAAAACCUUAUUCGCUGUAAAUAUCUAGUGAAUGUGGUACUGCAAAAAAACAAAGCAUUGACGACUAGCGUGUCUGGCUGUUUUUUCAGUUGACGUAGCUACUUAGAUUUUACAGUCGUCCGUGUGAUAUCUGAAUGUCUGUUGCUAUUGGCGACGAGGACUAAUGUCUCCAAAAUUUACUUAAAAAUUUCAGAAAACAAGAAAAUUUAGAUAAACUCAAGCUACGCUAUGCAAUGCUGAUAUACUGCGAAAAUGGCAACUGCAAAGAUAUCUUCUAAGUAAUGUUCUUUGAAGUUCUUUGUUAUAAGCGUCGCUUCCACUCUUGACCUGACUAGACAUCACUUUUUAGAAUAUUAACUGUGGUCUGCUUCCAUCGCUCAGUUGGAAUGAAAAUAACGUUGGGCGUCUGAUAUUUGCGCACAGAUCUUUCCCGCCCCCUGCCACCGUAGCCGCUGAACGUCAUCUUUCCGUUUCCGCUACAGCAACUACCUACCUACUAUAUGUGACAUAACUCAUGCAACAUGAUGUCGGAAACUGAGACGAUCAAGCGUGGGCAGUUUAAGUGCUGCGUACUUUACUUAUUCGCCUAACGUCCUCCUAAAAUAUUCUUUCUGCAUGAACAUAUACAUGUAAAAAGUGUUUUUCAGGCAGAAUGUUCAUAAAUUCGAGCGAAAACCAACAUUUUCCCGUAUUCCACUGGUUUUUCGACCUAAUAGCUAUCCUAGACUUAGCCUGCGCAUUUAUUCGUGUUUUUCUACUAGAAGGGGGUAAUCUUACUGAGAGAGUUUUACAAAAGAGUACUUGCUGCACUUAAAAAUUGAUUGUUUUCGCCAAGUAAAUCAACUGGAGUAUGAUGUAAAGAAUAAGGUUAUUUUUAGAAAUCCGGACAACUUAUUGAUUUUAAAAAUCAACCUUUCAACUCUAUUCGAUUUUAUGACCUUUAACGCAGUAAACAUGCCUACUGAAAAUUUAUUGUCAAAAGACUGAAUUUCUAUGCCAUUUGCGAGUACUCGGUAGCGUACCACGAAAAAGGCCGUCACAAAGUUGCUAUGCACAAUUUAGACAUACACGAUAAUUCUUCAGUUAUGGUCUAAUUUCCACUCCUAUGUAAUUUAGGAACGGAACAUGCAACAGAUUAGCAAUCUUUAAAAUAUUUUUAACAUUAUACGGCCACUUUGUUGUGAAUUCACAAUCUUAGAAUGGCGCCUAAAAAUAAACGAAUAGAACAUAAAAUCCCAAUAUCAAAAGAAAAAGGGAUUCCUUCGUUUGAUGACUAACAAAGAAUAGUUAUUUUAGAACGUUUUGAUUUUGGCCCUAAUAAUGAUGAAAUUCACAGACAUCUGUCAAAAAACGCUUAAUGAAUACUUUUUUGCAAUAAAAUGGCUUGUAAAAGAACGUCUUUGAAGUGAUAUAGAGCAAAGUCAUUGCCGCUUUUAGUAGUGGACGUUUAUUUUUACCGAAAACUAUAUUUCACAUAUGGGCGAGUCUGCGAAUGUACACUGAACGGCCAUCUGCAUAAGGAAGAAUGUCCGAGCGUCCACUAUUUGGAUAAAGGCUCUAAGAAAUAUUAUAUUUUGAGGGUUAUCAUAAACACAAAGCAUAGGGUCAGUCUCAGUGGGAAACCGCGGCUAGUGAGAUAUUCGCAUAAAUUUCAAAGACAAUCCAAAACUCGACGCAUUCCCGCAAAACUGACCACAUUUGACGGAAGGAAAGUCCUCCUAGCGUACAAAAAAUAGUAUACUUAUGAUUUUCCGCAUGCCUUAGUUAAACGCAUGUCAAACAGUGUGGAGACAGAUAAAGCACAGCCAAAUCUCAUAACACCGUGUUCGAAUCAGAACUCAAAGUGUCGGCUGUUGAAUAACUGCCAUACUUGACAUUAUACUUGUUCGUGAAGGAUAUUUAAAUGCAAACCUCAUUAAAAAGCAGUUUUAAACGUUAUUCUACAGUACGUGACCUAUCUCAUAAAAUCUGAUAUCGGAAACUGAUGAGAGAAUUUCUGGAGACAUUUAACGUUAAGCAUUUUGUUCGCUCCUCCACUUCCUUCAGUAAAAUGUCCUUUUAUUGUGCGGAAAUUGUGGUUACGUAAUUAUAUCAAAUAAAAUAUCAGAAAAUGUUAGCGAAAAUGGACUUUGGAUUAUAUUCCUGCAAUUUCCUACUCUAAUACGUGUUUACGAUCACGCCCGUCAGUUCUAUUUAAAUUUAUUAGGCCCAGAUCGGCGUCAUGGCAUGCCGCCUUCUGAAAACUUUUGUUCCUACGAUGUCCCCAACGGUAAAAUCAAGCAAAAUCCAGUUUCUCUUGUUGAAUCUCAUCUCAUUUAACUGAAAAUACACAUGGAUAGCACAGACCUCUGGAAGACGGUUUUGGAAUCUACACUGGGAAUGUAGGCAGUUAACAAUCCAUCAUACAUGAAAUCAAACUAACAAUUAAACGAUAUUUAGAUGUUAACUUCAUUAAAACACUGACAUUAGACGUUAUUUUAUGUCUAUUGUCAUAUUUGCUACGUUUUUGAUUUGAGAAUACAUUCUAUACAUCUAAAAACGAACUUUCCUUAUUUAGAGCCAUUUCUGACGUUUUCGGGAUAUUGGGCUUUUCAAAAUAAAUCGGCAUUUCUAAACAACGCAACACUGCCUUUAAUAUUUCUUUUAUGUUUUUAAUUCUUUUAAACUUGUACUUAAUUAACAUAGACACUGGACUCAUGAAAUUGCGUCGGUUUGCGAGUGAUUAGCAAUCAUUCGUAAAUUUCGACAAAUUUCAUGAGUUAGGUUACUAACUGUACUUGUACUGCUUUGUUUGUCGAAUUUCUAUAUGGACAGGCUUUCUGUACGUAGAAAACUUCGUUUUAAUCGUUUGCAGCGAUUUUUGACGUUUUGGGACUCCUCCUUUUUCCAAAAAUGUUUAGUAUUUGUUAACAAAGUUAUAGUAACUUUGUUAUUUUUACGUUUUCAAUUCGUUUACUGUCGUUUAUUAUUCCACAGUCAUGGCCUGUUCGCUUGUUUUUCUACACGUUUUGGCACUUUUCAUGCUAGAGGUCACAUACUCAUGCGCUGUUUUUUAGAUUUUAGAGGACCCCUCAUGGCAGCGCUUUUUCCAGUACGCCAUCGCGGUUUCCGCAGCUCGCGAACUUCACGAUCUCGCCUCCGCUCUGAUCCUGUUGGUUUGUGUGGCCGCAUCCGCCGGCUUCCGUCGUCGCUGCGCGAGUCUUCUUGCACUGCGCUCCUCCACAGACCGGAGCCUUCUGUCUGAGCAGUUCAACAAGGUCGAUCGUCGUCGCAGACGGCUACAGUACCGUGCUCUGGCGUGGCUGCGUCGAUGUCUGCCGGACCUCCGGCGCCUGCCUGCCUGCGUGCGGACACGCAGCCGACGAUCCCUGCUGACUCCGCGCUCACUCUUUUCACCAGCCGAUCAGCCCACAUGGAGGUGGGGCGCGGGAUGGCGUUUUCCCGGUGCUGCUACAGUUGCAUCCCCGCCUCCGCCGCAGCCUUGGUCACCGCUCGCCUCCCCAACAGCGAGUGAUGGCACAGUACUCAGCCCCAGGCAGGAUGUGGAUCCGGACCUCCUGGAUGCUCUAGUCCAGCGACACAACGCUUAUGCGGCCGAGGCCGUGAUGUCGGAAGAAGAGGAGCCUUUGUCUGACGCGGGACAAACACCAGCAUCCACUCUUUCCCCCCCGUCUGCAGCAGCGCUCCGGUCGCCACACCUGGUGUCCCCAACAGUGGCAAAACAAUCCUCUGGUCGUCGUUACAUCAAGAACCAGCGCACAGAUUUCCUUGGGCGCAGGCGGCUACAGGAUACUUAA
This is a messenger RNA of Spirometra erinaceieuropaei, 49535 nucleotides long. NCBI's taxonomy places the organism in Eukaryota, Metazoa, Platyhelminthes, Cestoda, Diphyllobothriidea, Diphyllobothriidae. The record is from the annotation of a GenBank genome assembly.